CGUCUUGGUUUCAGUCUCGGGGAUUAUGACUUGAAACAGUUUGAAAAUAGAUAUUUUUUAAAAGAACAUACAUAUAUCUAUAUCUAAACGCACCACACGGUACAGAUAUAUGUAUACGUUCGCAGCCAUUUCGUUCGCUUAGAGCCCCGCACACACGCAAAUAUAUAUAGAACGUCGAAAGGAUAUCGCAAUUUCGACAAUUUAAAGAAGCGACCAAAGAGAGAUAAAUAUAUAUAGAAGUAUAUCAAGUGAAGAAGCAAAUCAAAGAAAGAGUGAUCGCGAGGUGUUCAAUUCUACAGUGCAGUUCAUUCUGCCACGAUUUGGUUGUCAUUUUAAAUGAUAUAUAGUGAUAUAUAACGCAGCAAAAUGCAACGACAAAAUCCGAACCCGUACCAGCAGCAAAACCAGCAGCACCAGCAGGUGCAGCAGUUCUCCAGCCAGGAGUACUCGCACUCCAGCCAGGAGCAGCACCAGGAGCAAAGGAUUAGCCGCACCGAGCAGCACGUCCAGCGCAGCCAGGUCACCACCCAGCGGCAAGUGCAACAACUUCAUGGUGGCAGCAUCGGAGGCGCCUACGUGCCCCCUUCGCUGACACACGUGUACGCCCAGGGCGACAUCUCGCCGCCCGUCUUCGAGCAGAUCUUCAAGAACGCUCGCUUCGCCCAGGGCGGCAAUGCCCUGUUUGAGGGACGCCUGCGUGGCAACCCGAAGCCAUUCGUGACCUGGACCCGGAAAGGCGCACCCCUUCUCGAGUCGCAGAAGUUCCGGAUGAGCUACAACGAGGCCACCGGCGAUGUGUCCCUGCUGAUCAAUCAGAUCGGACCCGGGGACGAGGGCGAGUACACGUGCACUGCCCGCAAUCAGUAUGGCGAGGCCAUCUGCAGCGUCUACAUCCAGCCGGAGGGAGCACCGAUGCCCACCCUGCAGCCCAUCCAGAAUCUGGAGAAGAACAUCUACUCGAACGGUUACUCGUACACCUCCAUUGAGGAGGAGUUCCGUGUGGACACGUUCGAGUACAGGCUGUUACGCGAGGUUUCCUUCCGUGAGGCCAUCACCCGUCGAUCUGGCUACGAGCAGGACUCCCAGCUCUCCCAGGAGCUGGACCGCAACCAGGGUCCUGCGCAGGCGCCGCAAAUCUCGCAGAAGCCGCGUAGCUCCAAGCUGAUCGAGGGAUCCGAUGCCGUGUUCACCGCACGCGUAGGAUCUAACCCCAAGCCCCGGCUCACCUGGUUCCAUAAUGGCCAGCGAUUGGUGGCCUCGCAGAAGUACGAGAUCUCCUAUUCGAGUGGAGUGGCUACACUUCGCGUGAAGAACGCCACGGCUCGCGAUGGCGGUCAUUACACCCUGCUCGCUGAGAAUCUGCAGGGCUGCGUGGUUUCAUCCGCCGUGUUGGCCGUGGAACCCGCUGCGGAAACCGCCUACGAACCGAAGCCCGUGGACGUAAUGGCCGAGCAAUUGGAGGCCGGCAAAGCAUUGCCGCCAGCCUUUGUGAAGGCUUUCGGAGAUCGCGAGAUUACCGAGGGUCGCAUGACCAGGUUUGAUUGCCGCGUUACUGGCAAUCCUUACCCCGAGGUCUUUUGGCUUAUCAACGGCCGGCAAGUGCGCGACGAUGCCUCGCACAAGAUUCUAGUCAACGAAUCGGGCAGCCACUCCCUGAUGAUCACCAAUGUGACGCGUUUGGAUGCCGGAGCUGUCCAAUGUCUGGCCCGCAACAAGGCCGGUGAAGUGGCCAUCGAGGCACAGUUGAACGUGUUGGAAAAGGAACAAGUUGUCGCACCACAAUUUGUCCAACGUUUCAGUACCAUGACUGUGCGCGAAGGCGAGCCGAUCACCAUGAGUGCCAAUGCCAUUGGAACUCCGCAGCCACGUAUCACCUGGCAGAAGGACGGCGUCCAGAUCUCGUCCACCGCCGACCGCUUUGUGGGCAUCGACGGAGGAGCCACCUGCCUGGAGAUACCACGCGUCACUGCCAACGACGCUGGAUGGUACCAGUGCACCGCCCAGAACAUCGCUGGAUCCACGGCCAAUAGGGCCAGGCUGUAUGUCGAGGUUUCCAGGGAACAACCAAGUUACGAGCAGCGUCGUCUCAAUCUCCCGAGACCAACGAAAGUCAUCGAGCCAGAACCCAUUCCUGGCCCUGAAAUCAUCUACCUUCGCCAUGUGGAGCGCGCCAAGCCCCACCUGCGCCCUGGUGAGGAGGAUCGCGUCUAUCCGCCGCCUCAGUUCAUCAUCCCGCUGCAGAAUGUGCAGCAGACCGAAGGUGGCCGUGUUCACAUGGAGGCCCGCAUUGAACCAGUUGGCGAUCCCACCAUGGUCGUCGAGUGGUACCUCAAUGGCCGUCCGCUGGCAGCCAGUGCCCGCGCCACAUCCGUUUUCAAGUUCGGCUUUAUCGCUCUGGAUCUCCUGAGCAUUAUGGGUCACGACUCCGGCGAAUACAUGUGCCGCGUGACCAACGCCAGCGGAGUGGCUGAGUCCCGCGCUAUUCUGUCCGUGGUGCAGCGCCCCUCCAUUGAACAAUCUUCGCAGAACCCCAACAGUCUGCAAUACAUCAACCAGUUGGAGGACUACUCUCGCUACCAGCGCACAGAGAGCAUCGAUGAGCAGCUCAACCAGGCGCCUCAGUUUAUCCGCCCACUCCGCGAUCUCGGCGAAUUCGAGGAGGGCAAGAACGUCCACUUUGAGGCUCAGGUUACACCUGUGAAUGAUCCAUCCAUGAGAGUGGAAUGGUACAAGGACGGACUACCCAUCACGGCUAGCUCCCGCAUCACUGCCAUCUUCAACUUCGGCUAUGUCUCCCUGAACAUCUUGCACCUGAGAGCCGAAGAUGCUGGCACUUACACUGUGCGUGCAGUGAACCGCAUUGGAGAAGCCAUCAGUCAGUCCUCAAUUCGUGUCCACUCUCGUUCCCAAGUUACUGCUGAUCUGGGUAUACCCGAACAGCAGCGAUACAUCGAAAAGGUGGAGGAACUGGAGGAUUACCGAAAGUCCCAGCAGCGUCGUCAUGUCCAAGAGGCUGCCGAGGCUAUUGCCCCGCCCCAAUUCAAGACACCGAUCCAGAACCAGUUGGAUCUGCGCGAGCACGCGCAUGCGCACUUCGAGGCAAGACUUGAACCCGUUGGAGAUUCAACCAUGCGCGUCGAGUGGCUGAAGGAUGGACAGCCUCUGGAAGCCAGUUCCAGGAUCACCACCUACCAUAACUUUGGCUACGUGGCGCUGACCAUCAAGCAGCUGACCAUCUAUGACGCCGGCACCUACACCUGCCGCGCCUACAAUGCGAUGGGUCAGGAUACCACCGUGGCUCAACUUACGGUUAUCUCCAAGAACGAAAUCGUUUCGGAGUCGCAGCACCCAGGUGGUCUGCAGAAGAUCCAGCAUCUCGAGGACUCGUCGCGCUACGGACGUCGCGAGGAGGAGGAGACCUACAUCACCCAGGCUCCCCGUUUCCUCGGCCCCCUCAAGGGAACAACCAAAAUCCUCGAGGGCCAGCGCGCUCACUUUGAGGCCCGUGUUGAGCCCCAGAGCGAUUUGGGUCUGGUGAUCGAGUGGUACCACAACGGUCGCUCCAUCACAGCCGCUAAUCGCAUCCAGACAUACUACGAUUUCGGUUAUGUCGCCCUGGAUAUUUCCCAGGUGCGCGCUGAAGAUGCUGGUGUCUACCUCGUGGUGGCUAGGAACAAGCUAGGUGAAGCUCAGCAGCAAGCAACGAUGAUAGUGGAAACUCGUUCCAGUAUCGACACAUCUAGCAUGCACCGCGGCCUGUACGAGAAGACUCAAAACUUGGAAAACAAGCCGUUCGUGGAGCCUCAGUAUGACAUCGAAGAGAUCUCGAAGUCCAAGCCGGUGUUUGUGACACCACUAAGUGAUCCAAAGCCUAUCCACGAUGGCAAGAACAUCCAUCUGGAGUGCCGCCUUGAACCGAUGGGCGAUCCCACCAUGCGCGUCGAGUGGUUCCACAACGGUCGCCCCGUUACUGUGGGUUCCCGAUUCCGCACUUACUACGACUUCGGUUUCGUAGCUUUGGAUAUUAUCAAGGCCACGGCCGCCGAUUCUGGCGAAUACACUGUGAGGGCCACCAACCAUUUGGGAACUGCCCACACUUCAGCCUGCGUGCGUGUGAUCGACCACACGGACGUUGUAACUGAGACUCAGAACGAACAAUCGCUGGAGCAGAUCCAAUUGCUCGAGGACUCUAGGCGCCGCCAUCACCAGGAGGAGGAUAUCACCAUCAUGCAAGCGCCCCAGUUUACCAGAGGCCUGCACAACAUCGAAACUAUUGAGGGUACCAACGUGCACUUGGAGUGCCGCCUGCAGCCCGUGGGAGAUCCUAGUAUGCGCAUCGAGUGGUUCGUAAAUGGAAAGCCUGUUAAGACAGGACAUCGAUUCCGUCCAGCGUACGAAUUCGAUUAUGUGGCUUUGGACCUGCUUGGCUGCUACGCCAUCGACUCUGGCGUGUACACCUGCCAGGCCAGGAACCAAUUGGGUGAAGCCGUAACCUCCUGUUCCGUGCGAAUUAUCGCUAAGAAUGAUUUAAUUUUGGAGACCCAAAAUGAGUCGGGUCUUCAGAAGAUCCAAUACUUGGAGGACUCUACCCGCCAUCGCCGCAGCGAGUUCGUCGACGAGGUUGUGAACAUUCGUCCACGAUUCCUCACCCAUCCCAAAAGCUUGAUCAACACCCGAGAGGGUGGUCACGCUCACUUCGAGUGCAAGAUCGAGCCGGUGACUGACCCGAACCUCAAGGUGGAGUGGUUUAAGAACGGACGUCCCAUCACCGUGGGUCACCGCUUCCGUCCUAUUCAUGACUUCGGUUAUGUUGCCUUGGACAUUGUCCAUUUGAUUGCGGAGGACUCGGGUGUCUACACUUGCAGGGCCGUUAACCUGAUUGGCUCUGACGAAACCCAAGUGGAGCUGCAGUGCCGCAGUGGUGAGCAGAUUGUUACUGUCACCCAGAACGAGGCCGGUCUUGAGCAGAUCCAUUACCUAGAGGAUCGUUCGCGGUAUACCCGACGGGAGGAAAUCGAUGAAAGCACCAAGCAGGCUCCGGUGUUCACUACAUCGCUGAAAAAUGUUGAGAUCAAGGAGAACCAGAGGGCCCACUUUGAAUGCCGUCUGAUUCCUGUUUCUGAUCCGUCAAUGCGCGUGGAAUGGUACCAUAACAAUCUUCCACUUAAAUCUGGUUCCCGAUUCACUGAGACCAAUAACUUCGGCUUUGUGGCCUUGGAUAUUAUGUCCACUCUGCCCGAAGAUGCCGGCACUUAUACAUGCCGCGCAUAUAACGCUGUGGGUGAGGCCAUUACCUCUGCUGUAGCUGUUGUGCACACUAAGAAGUCCAUCUACCUGGAGUCCCAGCACGAAACAGCUCUGCCACGUCUGCAGCAUUUGGAGGAUGGCUCCAAGCGCCAGCGCAUCAGCGUCCAGGACGAAUUCGUCUCCCAGGCACCUGUCUUCACCAUGCCUGUAAGGGAUGUGCGCGUGGCUGAGAACCAGGCGGUGCACUUUGAGGCUCGCUUGAUUCCAGUGGGAGAUCCGAAAUUAAAGGUUGAGUGGUUGCGCAACGGUCAACCUAUUGAAGCAUCCAACCGCACUACCACCAUGCAUGAUUUUGGUUAUGUGGCUCUCAACAUGAAGUAUGUGAAUCCCGAAGACUCUGGAACCUACACCUGCCGGGCCGUCAACGAGCUGGGUCAGGCGGUUACCUCCGCCUCGCUCAUUGUGCAAUCUAAGACCUCCAUUCAACUGGAGACCCAGCACGAAGCCGCCAUGCACAAGAUCCACCAGCUGGAGGAUCACAGCAGGUACCAACGCAGGGAGGAGGAGGAGUACACGGUGACCACCGCCCCGGUAUUUGUUACCAAGCUUAUUGGACCCAGCAACCUAGUUGAGGGUCAAAGUGCCCACUACGAGUGCCGCAUUGAACCCUACCCGGAUCCCAACCUAAAGGUGGAGUGGUUCCACAAUGGAAAGCCACUGAGCACUGGUCAUCGUUUCCGCACCACGUACGAUUUCGGAUUUGCCGCCUUAGAUAUUCUCACUGUCUAUGCUGAGGACAGCGGCGAGUACACUUGCCGAGUCACCAACAACCUGGGUGAAGCCAUCAACUCGAUCGUGCUCAACGUCACCUCACGCUCAUCCAUCAUUCACGAGACUCAGCACGAGGAGGCUCUGACUAAGAUCCAGCAUCUGGAAGAUAGUUCCCGAUUCCAGAGGAAAACCGACGAGGAGCAGUUCCAUGCCGAACGUCCUCAGUUCGGCCGCCCUCUGCGUAAUGCCAAGGUCAACGAGGGAGCUCCCGUCCACCUGGAGGCCACAUUAAUUCCUGUGAAUGAUCCCACCAUGAAGGUGGAGUGGUACUGCAACGGUAGGCCCAUACAGACUGGUCACCGCUUCAAGACCACCUACGAUUUUGGCUUCGUGGCGUUAGAUAUUCUGUAUGCCCAUGCCGAAGACACCGGCACCUACAUGUGCAAGGCCAAGAACGCUAUUGGAGAAGCUGUCACGACUUGUGCUGUAAACGUAACAGCAAACAAGACACUCGAUCUGGACACCUUGGAUGCUCAGCGUUUGGAGAAGAUCCGCCAACUGGAAACAUAUGCGCCUCCUCCUAAGCCCGUCGUAGAGGAGAAGGGCCAGAAACCCAUUUUCCUCACACCGCUAAGCAACCUAGAACACUUGAAGGAGGGCGAGCACGCCCACUUGGAGUGCCGAGUGGAACCGAUCAACGACCCCAACCUGAAGAUUGAGUGGUUCUGCAAUGGCAAGCAGCUGCCUACCGGUCACCGUUACCGCACUACCCACGACUUUGGUUACGUCGCAUUGGACAUUCUCUACGUCUAUGGCGAGGACACCGGCACCUACAUUUGUAAGGCCACCAAUCAGCUGGGUGAGGCUGUAAACACCUGCAAUGUGCGCGUGUUGAACCGCCGCAGCAUGAUCCUGGAUACCCAGCAUCCCGAUGCUCUGGAAAAGAUUCAAAAGCUGGAGUCGAAGGUGCCGAAUGCCCGUACCGAGGUUGGAGACGCUCCGAUCAGUCCACCUCAUUUCACCGCCGAACUUCGCGGUUCCACUGAGAUCUACGAGGGUCAGACCGCUCACUUCGAGGCCCAGGUCGCUCCAGUCCACGAUCCUAACUUGCGCAUUGAGUUCUAUCACAAUGGCAAGCCUUUGCCGUCCGCUUCUCGCUUCCACAUCACCUUCGAUUUUGGAUACGUGUCCUUGGAUAUUACUCAUGCUGUGGCCGAGGACGCCGGAGAAUAUUCCGUGCGUGCUGUUAACGCUCUGGGCCAGGCUGUGUCCUCUACGAAUUUGCGCGUCAUUCCGCGUGGCACCAUCAUUUCGGACACCCAGCAUCCCGAAGGACUGGAAAAGAUCCGCAAGCUGGAAUCGACUGCGCCACAUCAGCGCCAGGAGCCUGAGACCCCCGGCACUCGCCAGCGCCCAGUGUUCACUCAACCUCUUCAGAACAUCGACAGAAUCAAUGAACACCAGACGGCUCACUUCGAGGCACGCUUGAUCCCAGUGGGAGAUCCCAAUCUGAAGGUGGAGUGGUACCGCAACGAAAAGAUCAUUGAAGAUAGCUCCCGAAUCACCAAGCAGCACGAUUUCGGUUUUGUGUCGCUGGACAUCUCGCAUAUUCGCAAGGAGGAUGAGGGCGUGUACAUGUGCCGCGCCGUCAAUCCUCUGGGUGAGGCAGUAACCACCGCCUCUAUGCGUGUGGUAUCCGAGGCCAGCAUCCAAAUGGAUACUCAGCAUCCGGACAGUAUCAGUCGCAUCCAUCAACUGGAGAAACCACUGGCCCCACGCCCCACUGAACCAGAGCGCCUGUUUGAGAAGCCCAUCUUCACUCAACUGCUCACUGGACCCUCGGAGCUGUGGGAGGGUGCUCAUGCACACUUCGAAGCUCGAGUCGUGCCUGUGGGAGAUCCUUCCCUGAAGUUUGAGUGGUUCAUCAACGGCGUGGAGCUUCAGAUGGGCUCUCGCCUGCGCACCACCCACGACUUUGGAUUCGUCACCCUGGACAUUACUGCAGUGGUACCAGAGGAUGCCGGUGUCUACAUGUGCCGUGCUUACAACGCAGCCGGUGAGGCUGUAUCUUCUACUGCCAUGAAGGUUAAGACCAAGUCGAAUAUUGAUGGUCAGCCUUUGAUCCCGGAGUCUUGGGAGGCUAUUCGAAUGAAGGAGGCUGCCAUGAAUCGUGUACCAGAGAUGUUUGUUGACUCGACACCCCAACAAGCUCCGGUCUUCACCACUCAUCUGCAGAGCUACGACAAGCUGCAUGAGGGUCAACACGUCCUCUUGGAAGCCCAAGUUGAGCCCCGCGCGGAUCCUAACCUCCGCAUUGAGUGGUUUAAGAAUGGCAUUUCUCUAACCACUGGCUCCCGAAUUCGCAGUACCUUUGACUUUGGACUUGUUACACUGUCCAUCAACGGAUUGCGUGCUGAUGACUCCGCGAUUUACACCUGCAAGGCUACCAACCAGGUUGGCGAGGCUGUCUCAACCUCGUCUCUUAAGAUCGAAGAUCGCCACUGGCUUCAGGCCGAGUCUCUGCACCCAGAUUCGUUGCCUCGCAUUGGAGAGCUUGAGGCGCCCAAAGAGGGACGACCAGAGGCUCCAGAGCCCACUUACGAGACUUCUGUGUUUAUUACUCAUCUUAACAACAUUGAGUGCAAGGAGAGCGACAAUGUGCGCUUCGAGUGCAACGUGGAACCGGCUCGUGAUCCUACCAUGUCCAUCGAGUGGUUCUACAAUGGACAACCGCUGCAGGCCGCUGCCAAAUUUAAGUCCAUCUACGACUUUGGCUACUGCGCUUUGGAUCUGACCAACUCUUAUGCUGAGAACAGCGGUGUUUACACCUGUAAGGCUACUAACAGCAAGGGAUCUGCAACCACCUCUGGCACUCUUAAGUGCACUGGUGGCAAGACCAUGUUCCUAGACACCCAGCAUCCGCAGGGAGAGGCUGGUCUUGAGGCUGUGCAGGAAACCGAGGAGGAGCUGGCCAAUCGCUACACCAGCAAAACGGCAAAGCCCGAGACACAGUAUCCACCACCAGUAUGGACGAAGCCACUGCAGGCCGAGUUCCAUUUGUCGGAGGCCCAACCCAUCCACUUGGAAGCCAACGUGGAGCCCAAGGAGGAUCCCAACCUGUUUAUAGAGUGGUACUUUAAUGGCAAAAUGCUGAACCAUGGCUCUCGUUUCAAGAUGACCAGUGAAUUUGGUUUCGUUACCAUGGAUAUGAUCGAGGUAUAUGCGCGCGAUCAGGGUAUCUACACUUGCAAGGCGUACAACAAGGCUGGAGAGGCCUUUACCUCCACCACCAUCUUCUGUUCGAGCAAGGAGAACAUCAUCGAGUCAACUCAGCACCCGAAGGGAGCUGAAGGCCUUGAGCAAAUCCAGGACCUUGAAGACUCCCUGCGCAAGGACGGCUCUAAGCCAGAACAGCCGGAUCUCGGCAUCCCACCACGCUUCACCACUGAAUUCGUUAAUAUUGCAGACAUCGGGGAGGGUGAAUUGGCUCACUUUGAGGCCAAUCUCAUCCCUGUUGGUGACCAGAGCAUGGUCAUAGAGUGGUUCUACAACGGCAAGGUUUUGGAGGCCAGCCAUCGUGUGCGUACCAUCUACGCUUUUGGCACCGUUGCCCUGGAGGUUCUUGGUACCAAGAUCGAAGACACCGGCACCUACACUUGCCGCGCGACCAACAAGCAUGGAACUGCUGAGAUAAGCUGCAACCUGGAGUGUGUGGACAAGCCGAGGGGCCAGAAGCCGCGCUUCACAUCCCACAUCCAGCCGCUGGAGGGCCUGAAGGACGGACAGUCCGCUCACUUCGAGUGCACUCUGAUCCCAGUCAACGAUCCGGAUCUGAAGGUGGAGUGGUACCACAAUGGCAAGCUGAUGCGUCACUCCAACCGCAUCAAGACGGUAUCCGAUUUUGGAUACGUUGUUUUGGAUAUUUCCUAUCUGCAGGAUCAUGACAGUGGAGAGUACGUUUGCAGAGCCUGGAACAAGUACGGUGAGGACUUUACCCGUACCACCCUCAAUUGUGGAGGCCGUGGCGGAGUGUUCUAUGAUAGCUUGCAGCCGGAUUCACUGCAGAGGAUUAGGGAGCUUGAGUGCCCACAAGGACAACAGGCAGAUACCUCGGCUCCUCUGGUUGCUGAGCCACCCAAGUUCAUCACCCAGAUCGUCGAUGUAACUAAGCUGGUGGAGGGACAGUCGGCUCAUUUCGAGGCACGUUUGACUCCAAUCACCGAUCCUGAUUUGGUGGUUGAAUGGUACUUCAACGGCAAAAAACUACCUCAUGGUCACCGCUUCCGCACCUUCCACGACUUCGGCAUUGUUAUCCUGGACAUUCUGUACUGCUACGAAGAGAACUCUGGUGUAUACGAGGCCAGGGCCCGUAACAAGUAUGGAGAGGAUGUUACUCGGGCUUCGCUCAAGUGCGCCUCGAAGUCAAGCCUCAUUUUGGACUCCCAGCUGCCUCGAGGAAUGGAAGGUGGCUUGGAGAAGAUCGCCAACCUGGAGUACAGCAUGGUCCGCACUCGCGAAGAGACCACCGAAGAGACCAAGGGCAAGGCUCCCGUCUUUACUGUACCCCUGGAAAACAUCGAAAAUCUGCGCGAGGGUGAAAAUGCCCACUUUGAAGCUAGGAUUACCCCGGCCGAUGAUCCCAAACUGAAGGUCGAGUGGUACUGGAACGGACGUCCAUUGAAGGCCGGUUCUCGUUUCCGCACUUUCUGUGACUUUGGCUUUGUCAUCCUGGAGAUUUCUCCUGUGUAUCCUGAGGACUCCGGCGAGUACUCUUGCCGCGCAAUCAACGAGUAUGGUGAGGCGGUGACCACUGCCACCAUGAAGAUCCAGGGUAAGCGCAGCAUCAUCAUGGAAUCUCAGCUGCCCAAGGGCAUGGAGGGAACUAUCGAUCGCAUCGCCGAACUGGAGGGCUUGGGCUCCCGCAGCACCGAGUUCGUACCAGAUGAUGAUACUGGCAAGCCACCAGAGUUUAUCACCUCUCCCUUCGAUAUGGUUAUCGGCGAGAACGCUCUGGCUCACUUCGAAUGCCGUCUGCAGCCGAUUAAUGACCCAUCGAUGCGUGUGGAUUGGUUCCACAAUGGCAAGGCCUUGUGGGCUGGUUCUCGUAUCAAGACCAUCAAUGAUUUUGGUUUCGUAAUCCUCGAAAUUGCUGGUUGCUAUCAGCGUGAUUCGGGAUUGUACACUUGCAAGGCCACGAACAAGCAUGGAGAGGCCACGGUCUCUUGCAAAUUGCAGGUUAAGGGUCGCCAAGGCAUCGUUAUGGAGCCCCAGUUGCCCUCCAACUUCCGCACCGGCACUGAGAGUCUGCAGAAGCUGGAGGAAACCAUGCAUAAGCGUGAGGAGCUUGUGACUGAGGACGAGCAGCCCAAUCCCCCGAAAUUCACCGAGGAAAUUAAGGACAAUUUGGAUGUUCCUGAGGGUGGUCCAAUUCACUUUGACUGCCGUGUGGAGCCUGUCGGCGAUCCAACCAUGCGCAUUGAGUGGUUCUAUAAUGGUCAUGUUAUGGCUACUGGAUCUAGGGUCCAUCAGCUCAACGACUUUGGCUUCAUUGCUUUGGAUGUGGACUACAUCUAUGCCAGGGAUUCAGGCGAGUACACUUGUCGCGCAACCAACAAGUGGGGCACUGCCACCACUAGCGCAAAGGUCACUUGCAAGGGAAAGCACAAUAUUGUGUACGAGUCGCAGUUGCCAGAGGGCAUGACCUCUGAAAAGUUGAAGGAGCUGGAGCGUGGACGCAUCCCAGAAGCUCCAAAGGUGGUUGAGGAGGUGUUUGGACCGCCAAAGUUCACCACACAGAUCACUUCUGUGACUGUCGAUGAAGCCGAGGCCGUACGCUUUGAAUGCCAGGUGGAACCCAAGACGGAUCCCAGCCUGCGCGUGGAAUGGUACCGCAAUGGCAAGCCCUUGCCUUCUGGACAUCGUUAUAGAAAUAUCUUCGAUAUGGGCUUUGUUUCCCUGGAUAUUCUGUAUGUCUAUGGAGAGGACUCUGGAGAGUACGUGUGCCGUGCCAUUAACAACCACGGCGAGGAUCGCACCAGAGCCACAGUUUCUUGCAAGAAACUCCCUACCAUCUUACUGCAGAACCAAGUUCCUCGCGGCAUGAAGCGCUCAGAUGCUCUAACCCAAAUGGAAGCUACCAUCAAGAAAUAUACAUCCGAAGUCCAUUUGACAGAGGAUGAUCUAUUCGAUCCUGAUCGCAAGCAGCCUCCUCGCUUUGUCACUCAAAUCAAGGAGCAGCUUACUCUUACCGAGAUGGCCGUCACCAAAUUCGAAUGCCAGUUGGCUCCCGUGGGAGAUCCUAACAUGAAGGUCGAGUGGUUCUUCAAUGGCAAGCCAUUGCUGCACAAGAACCGCUUCCAGCCCAUAUACGAUUUUGGUUAUGUGGCAAUGAACUUUGGCUGGGUUUAUCCCGAAGACAGCGGAGAGUACGUGUGCCGUGCCACCAACUUGUAUGGCAUGGACGAGACCCGUGCCAUCAUUAAGGUUUCUGGAAAGCCAGGAAUCGUCUAUGACUCCCAGCUGCCCGCUCACAUGCAGAGCAUUGACCGCAUCCGCGAAAUGGAAGCCUCAUGGCAGGUGGUGCCCGAUGAGGUUGAUCCCGAUGCCAAGCCCAGAACCAAGCCAGUGUUUGUGAGCAAACUGGAGCCCCAGACUGUGGAGGAGGGUGACCCAGCUAGAUUCUGUGUUCGUGUCACCGGCCACCCACGUCCGAGGGUUAUGUGGCUGAUCAACGGUCACACUGUCGUUCAUGGCUCUCGUUACAAGCUGACGAACGAUGGUAUGUUCCAUCUGGAUGUCCCGAAGACUCGUCAGUACGACACUGGCAAGGUAGAGGUGAUUGCUCGCAACUCCGUGGGCGAAUCGAUUGCCACCACUGAACUGAAGGUUGUUGCACGAUCGGAUGAUUAUCGUAACGUGCUGAAGAAUUCGCCACGUCCCUGGUAUGAUUACGAACUAGCUGCCUAUCAGAAGGAGCGCCAGGAGAACGAGUUGGAAAAGGUAUUCGAUGAGCGUAAGCAGGUCCUUUCCGAACAGAGUUCCCACACGUUGAAGGGCGUGGAGCACCUGAAGCCCAAGCAAUACAAGCCACCCACCCCGGACUGGCAGCAAAAUGUCAAGGCCAAGAAGAGCGAGGACUACUACAACAAGCUGCAGACUCUGGAAACUGAACAGCUGCUGAAGGAGACCAACCUGCGGAGGGAUACCCAUCAGUACGCCAUUCCCGGAGAGAAGGUCGUGAGCAGUUCUCAGGCCAAGGGAAUGGCCCAGUCUUACGAAGAAAAUCUUCAAGAGAAAACGAGCACCACUCAAGUACUGGCUGCUCCACCCAAGGGUACUGCCCAACCAUCCGAAUCAUCCGUCCAUGGUCGCGAAGUUCACAUGAACAAGCAGCAGCAGGUGCAGAAGGAGAUCCAGGGUGACCUUGAGAUUACCCGCAAGAUAACCGCCACCGAAACAACCGAGGUUGAGCAUAAGGGAACCAUUCAGGAACGUGUCGUUCAGGGACCCGUGAAACCGGCCAAGGCUCCGGUCUUCACCAAGAAGAUCCAGCCAUGCCGCGUCUUUGAGAACGAGCAGGCCAAAUUUGAAGUGGAAUUCGAAGGAGAGCCCAAUCCUACGGUUAAAUGGUACCGUGAGAGUUUCCCCAUCCAGAACUCUCCGGAUCUGCAGAUCCACACCUUCAGCGGCAAGUCGAUUUUGAUCAUCCGCCAAGUGUUCGUCGAGGACUCUGCAGUCUUCUCGUGUGUGGCCGAAAACCGUGGAGGAACUGCCAAGUGCAGUGCCAAUCUUGUUGUCGAGGAACGUCGUCGCGCCGGAAAGGGUGGCAUUCAGCCGCCUAGCUUCGUGACCACCAUACAGAGCACCACUGUGGCCACCGGCCAGUUGGCUCGUUUCGAUGCCAAGGUUACGGGCACUCGCCCACUGGAUGUGUACUGGCUUAAGAACGGCAUGAAGAUUCAGCCGAGCAUCAAGUUCAAGAUGCUGGAGGAGGACAGUGUUCACACUCUACUUAUCAUCGAACCGUUCGCCGAGGAUUCCGGCCGCUACGAGUGCGUGGCCGUCAAUGCCGCUGGAGAGGCUCGCUGCGAUGGUGACUGCAUCGUGCAGUCGCCCAGCAAACCGGAGAAACCAACUACUCCAGGCAGCGAAAAGGCGCCACAUAUUGUGGAGCAGCUUAAGAGCCAGUCCGUGGAGGAGGGAAGCAAGGUUAUCUUCCGCUGUCGAGUGGAUGGCAAGCCCACUCCCACUGCCCGCUGGAUGCGUGGUGAGAACUUUGUGAAGCCAUCACGCUACUUCCAGAUGAGCCGGCAAGGCGAGUACUACCAGCUGGUCAUCUCGGAGGCCUUCCCCGAGGAUGAGGGUACCUACAAGUGCGUGGCUGAGAACAAACUGGGCAGCAUUCAGACCAGUGCCCAGCUCAAGGUUCGACCAAUCGAGAACCUGGACGCCCCGCCUACUAUCACAGCCCUUAAGGAUGUCUCCGUUACCGAGGGCAUGCCCGCUCAGUUUAAGACGACGGUGACAGGCAAAGUGAAAGCCACUAGCGUCCAAUGGUUCCGCGAGGGUCAGCUGAUUCCCGAAACACCGGACUUCCAGAUGAUCUUUGAUGGCAACAGCGCUGUACUCCUGAUUGGCACCACCUACGAGGAGGAUUCGGGCAUCUUUACUGUGCGCGUAACCUCGUCCACCGGCCAGGUCGAAUCCUCAGCCAAACUGACUGUUAAAAAACGACGCAUCUCGGCCUUUCAAUUGCGAACGAUUGAUUCCGCCGAGGAUGAGUCCUCUUCCUCUGGCCGGGAGGACAGUGCCCCCGAGUCGCCACACGCUUUCCAACCUGGCCAGCAACCAGGCCAGCAGUUUGGUCAAUUCCUGGGCGUCAACGGGCAGGGUCAGCAUCAGGGAAGAUCGCGGCAAAAGAAACCCAAGGUUCGGAGCAAGUCCCUGCAGCCAGCUACAAAGGUGAUACCAUGGCGCAAGUCAUCGCGUCCCACUCGAGGUCGUUCCCUGGACAAGGGAGUCUUCCUGCCAGGCUUCAAGCCUGAACCGGUCAAGUCCUGGACUGAGGAGACUAUUAGCUUGAAGGCUACGCCGAUUGAAAAGAAAAAGCCAGCACCAAAACUUGAGGCAGCAAAGGUUGUACUGAAGUCUAUCAAGACUGAACGUGAUCAGGGCAUCAUGAGUCUAGGCGCUACCCUGGAGCAGAUCAUUGCUGGAAAAACCGAAAAGGAAGCCAUUCCUUGGAUCACUAUGCGUGAAAAACUUAAGGCAGUCGAGAGUGUUCAGCAACAGCUCAACAAAUUCGAUCUAGAUGAGGUCUAUCUGCAACCACUUGAAGGCCAAAUUGAAACUGAGGGGCAGCUGCCACAACAGGCUCAGGUGGAGCAGGUGCAGCGCACUAAGGAAAUCCAGCGCCUGAAGAGCAUGGAAAGCGUUGAGAUUAUGGAGAUGACUGACCAGAUCGAUAAGCUGAUCACCCAGCAGCAAAACGCUAAAGAUCUCAUUCCCUGGAAGGAGAUGCGUCAGCAGCUCAAGAGUGUCCAGCGUGUUACCAAGCAGAUUGACAAGUUCAAGAUUGAGGAAGUCGAGCUCCGUCACCUGCAGGCUCAACAAGCCAUCACGGAGGAGUAUCAAACUGGAACAGCCGAGGAGACUGUCGUCAUGAUUGAUGAGAGCUCCAAGGGCUCGAUCUCUAAAGUGAUUCGUAGCGAUGAUCUGCUGCAGUAUGAAGAUCAGUCCAAUAUAUAUAAGCAGAAGUUUAUCACCACUGAGGAUGUUAACAUUAUGCAUGUUUCGGAGCGCGAGAAGCUAGAAGCUCAGAGAUUGUUACGCGAGCAGCAGGCUGUAAAUUGGCGCCAGCAGCAACAGCGCCCACAGUUGCAGCCCCUGACUUCGGUUGAGGAUACAGUAAUCUCUCAGACUACUGAGAGACAGAAGUUGGUGCAACAGCAGAGCUUCAUCGAGGAGGCUCAGCGCCAGCAGUUUGUGCAGGUCGAGGACUCCCAGAUGAUGAGCCUCGAGCAGUAUGAGCAUCAAAAGAUUAUAAACCAGCGCACACAACAGGAAGCGUUUAGCUGGCGACAGCCUCGUGAGCCUCAAAAGUUUAUUCAGGUGGAAGACUCCUCGUUGCUUCACCUACAGGAACGUCAUGAUACGCAGGAACAGCAGCUGCUGCAACAAGAGCCUGUCAUGUGGGACCGUGGCAGAAAAAAGCCAGAUCAGCCACAAUAUGUGCAACCCCAGGAGCAGCGUGUUAAAGAAGAAUACGUGGAGAAGCCCAAAACGUACGAGGAAAUGCACGACGAGCUGGUUGAACCAACUCCGAUUGAACAACCUCAGCCUGUGCCAGUUAUGUGGGAGCGAGGCAAGAAGAAACCCCAGCCCCAGGAGAAGACCUUCGAAGAGGCGCACGACGAGUUGGUUGAACCCACUCCUGUCCAGCAACCGGAGCCAGUGCCUGUCAUGUGGGAACGUGGCAAGAAGAAGGUGGCUCAGCAGGAGACAGUUUUAUCCCAGGAAGUGGUGCAAACAUCACAGGUAGUCGAACAGCAGAUCGUUGAGGAAACAAAGAAAACGGCUGUUAGACGAGUGAUUCCACCAAGGGAGCCGGAGCAGAAGGUAGAGCAGGUUACCUUGAAACCAACACCUCGCCCUCGUCCUAAGGAGGCUCUAAAGGCUGAGGAGAUUCAAUUGAAACCCUUGAGGAGUACCAGACCCGUACCACAACCUGUGGAGGCGGAACAGAAAGCGUACGAAGAAGCUACCGAUGAGUUGCCCGAAGAACCACUACCUCCACUACAGGAUCAGCCGCAGCCAGUGAUGUGGGAGCGUGGCAAAAAGAAGCCGCAAAAACCCCAAGAGGAAGUGAGCGAGAUUCCGAAAACUCUUGAGAUUUCAGUCGACGCGCUUGAGGAGGAAGUGCCGAAGCCAACAGAACCACAGCCACAACCUGUUUUGUGGGCGCGUGGCCAAAAGAAGCCUCAAAAGCCUGAUGAGCAAAAACCGGAGCUUCCAAAGAGUCUGGAGAUUGCCGUCGACACUAUAGAAGAGGAUCUUAUCAAGACCGUUCAGCCUGAACCACAGCCCGUUCUUUGGGAACGCGGCAAGAAGAAGAAACCGCAACCUCAAGACGUAAUCGAAGAGAAGUUGGAUGCAGCUCCGACCAAGACAUACGAAGAAGCAGUCGAUGUUCUGCCUGAUGAACCUAAGGUUGAGGAGAAGCCAGAGCCUGUCCUAUGGCAGCGUGGUAAGAAGAAGAUUCCCAAGUCAGAGCCCACUGAAGAAGUGCAUCCCGAUGAGGUAGAUGCCCAAAUAGAGACUGUAGUUAAGGAAGAUGAAGUGAUUAUCGAAGAAAAACGCCGAAUCAAGAAAACCAAAAAGCGGACGAAAGAAGUUACCGAGGAGUUGUUUGAAGAACAGCCGGAAGAGGAAAUAUCUCCAGAAGAGGAAGUGCCGCAGAAAGAAGUUAUUGAAGAAAUUGAGGAAAUUGUUGAAGAAAAACGUAGGCUCAAGAAAACAAAGAAACCUAAGCUUACACAGCAGGUGACCGAAGAAGAAAAGCCCGAUGAAGUGGUAAUCGAAGAGUCUGAAGAAGUGGUUCAAGAACAGGAAGAGAUAGUUGAAGAAAAGAAGAAGGUUAAAAAGGUAAAGAAACCCAAGACUGUCGCGGAGAAACAGCUCGAAGAAGACGAAAUCCCAGCAGAGGAGACUGUUGAAGAGGAAGAAACUGCUGAGGACCAGCAACUAGUCGUUGAAGAGAGCAAAAAGGUUAAAAAAGUAAAGAAACCAACUCGGACAGUUGAAAAGACUGAUGUUGAGGAAUUGCCAGCAGAGGAAGUUCCAGCAGAGGAAGUUAUAGUUGAGGAAGUUCCAGAAGAGGUGGCUCCAGAAGAAGAGCCCAUCGAGGAACAGGAGGAAAUCGUUGACCAAGAUAAUAUCCAGGAAGAAAAGCGAAAGGUCAAAAAGGCAAAGAAGCCCAAGAAGACUAUAGAAAAGACCGAAAUAGAAAGAGAAGAAGACCAACCAGAAGAGGAAGUUCCACAAGAAGAAAUAAUUGAGGAGCAGGAAGAAAUAACAGAAAGGCAACGUAGAUUAAAAACUAUCAAAAAGCCCAAGAAAAUUGUAACCGAACAGACAGUGGAACAGACAGAGCAGACAGAAAAGCCGGAAGAAUCGCAAGCCGAAGAGGUGAAAGAAACUGUAACCGAAGAACCUAAAAAGGCUAAGCCUGCGCCUGAAGAGGCAAAGGUUGAGCAAAUCGAAAAGAUUUCACUGAAACCUGCGCCAAGAAAACAGCGUCUUCUGCCCGAAAAAGAACAAGUGGAGGAGGUCUUGCUUAAGCCCUUGAAAAAGAUUGCUGCUGUCUCGGAAGCGGAACAACCCGAAACACCUGAAACGGAAUUCGAGGUGAAAGAGUUCGCCAUCACCACUACAGAGGAUAUAGUGGAUGUAACAAAGAAGCGUGUUAAAAAGAAGAAGCCCAAAACAAAGGUUGCAACUGAAGAAUCCACUGAAGAACCAGCUGAAGAAACCGAAGAGUUUGAAGAAGACAAAGGCCAGCCCGAAGAAGUGCAACCAGUUGAGGAAAUUCCGGAGCAGCCACAAGUAGAGGAAGUUGCUGACGAACGUAAAACGGCACCCAAGCCAAAGCCUAGAAAGGAAGAAAUCAUCGAGAAGGUUGAAGAAGUUGCUCUUAAACGAGUAACUCGGCCGAAGAAGGAGCUACCUCAAGAGGCGACCAUCGAAGAAGUGCGUUUGAAGCCUACUCAACGCACUUCUAUCAAGCCCGCAGAAGUCAAACUAGAGGAAGUGGACUUGCAGCAUGUGGAGAAGAAAGAGGAUGAAAUCGUUCAGGAAGAGAAACGAAAGACCAGGAAGGUAAAGAAGCCAAAACACGAAGACUUGCCGGAAAUUCCCGAUGCUGAGCCAACGCAACUGGAAGAGGCUGAACACAUUGAACUGGAGAAGCAACCAAAGCCCGAAGAAGCCCAGCCCCAGGUGCCAUGGAAGAGAGGUGAGAAGAAACAGCCUGUUGAGGAAGUCUUGGAGGAAAAGAAAUGGCCAUCUGGUAAACGCCGUCCACUGCCUGAACAGCAGCCGGAAGAAGUUCAACUGAAGCCAAUUCCAUCUAAACCAAUUGAAGAACCGCAAAAGCCAGAAAAGGCCAUACCUGGCCCGCAACUUGUGCCAGAAGAAAAGCCUGAAAGCGAAGAGGAGGAACUGGAACUUGAACCUCUCAAGCUGCCCGAAGACAAGCAGCCAAAGGAGCCUAAGGCUAAGAAAGAUAAGAAGAAGAAGCCCAAGCUGAAGAAGGCCACACCAUCAGUAGAUGAGGUGUCCGAGGAAGUCGCCGAGCCCUUCGACGAGCCCAUUGCUGAGGAAGAUGAAGUGGAAGAGAUGCCAGUGGACGAUGUCAAGGUCGUGGCAGUGUCGGAAGACGUACUGCCUGAAGAGGAAGUUGUGCCCACGGAGGAGACUCCCGAGGCAAAGCAGAAGGCGCAUAAGAAGCGCACAAAGCGUCUAAAGGAGGCCUCCGUAGAAGAUCAACCUCAGCUGCUGGAAGCGGUUAUUGCUGAAAUCGAAAAGGUGGAUGAAAUAUCCCAGGAGAUCUCACAAAAGACUAUUACCCUACUUAAGAAGACUGAAGACACAAGACCUCAAUUCAUAACGACUGAACAGCUUAUCGAGCUGGAUGUGGAGGACGUCCGACGCGAUCUGGAAAUGAAGGUCACAUCGAACAUCAUUAAGAAGGAGAAGCGUCGCGUGGUGCUGGACGACAGUCAACCGUUGCCUGAGCUGGAGUUGAUUACCCAGAAACGAAUCCAAGAGGGCAUAGACAAGGUGGCCGAUGAGGAGCUUAUAGAGGACCAGCAGCUAACCCAAAACCAGCAGGAGACGACUACCUCUGAGGUUAUCGGCCAGGAGCGCAAGCUUGUCAAGAAGAAGAAGAAGGAGAUUAAGCCUCCAAGGAUCACCGAGAAAUUGCGCCCACGCCAAUGUGUUCCCGAGGAACCAACCGUGCUCGAGUGCAAAGUGGAAGGAGUUCCGUUCCCAGAAAUCAAAUGGUACUUCAACGACAUUCUUCUGUUUGCUUCUGAGAAGUACGAGAUCACUGUCAUCGAGCAAGUGGCGAAGCUGAAGAUUGCCAAGGUCACGCCCAGUGAUGUUGGCGUCUAUACAUGCGAGGCCAAGAACGAGGCUGGAGUGGCCACAAGUCGUACCAACAUUAUUUUAGAAAAAGAACAAGGAGUUCCCCCCCAGUUUACAAAACCUCUUAAGAUUGAGUUUAUUGAGGAGAAGCAGCCCGAGCGGCUUAAGGUUACGGUGACUUGUCAAGUGACAGGAAAACCGAAUCCUCAGGUCAAAUGGUAUAGAGGAAUAGAGGAAGUUAUACCCAGCGAAACAGUUCAGAUGUUCUAUGACGAAAAAACCGGCGAUGUGGCCCUGGAGGUUAUUAACCCCACACCCAAUGAAGCAGUUGUCUACUCUGUGCAGGCGCAGAAUCAGUUUGGACGUGCCAUUGGCAAUGCCAAUAUUCUAAGCCGGGUCGAUGAAGUUCCCCGGGAGAUACUGAAGGCACCUACCGUAACUCCACUGAGUGCUGUUGUUGUACCCACGGGUGGAACUCUCUUCUUCGAAGCCAAAUACGAUGGCUUGCCUAGGCCAGAAGUGAAAUGGAUGCGCAAUGGCCGCGAGAUUAUCGAGAAUGAGGAGACUAUCAUAGAAACUACAGAGACAACGACCACAAUAAAGGUUGUCAAUAUGACCCGCAAACGAACUGGCAAGUAUGAAGUUUGGGCAAAGAACAAGGUGGGUGAAGCCAAGUCCUCUGGUUCGGUGGUGGUUUCAGAUCAAAAGCCCGAUGAGCAAAUUAAGCCACCGAGAUUUAUUCAGCCCUUGGAGCCCAAGUACUUUGGCGAGCACGAGGUGGCCAUUAUUGAAGCGAUUGUGGAGUCUGAGCCAUUAUCGUCCUUCCAAUGGUUUGUGCACAACGAGCCCAUCAAGAGUUCAAACGAAGUGCGUAUCGUUAGCCAGGCCAACAAGUCAACGCUGCUGAUUGAAGACUUCCAAAGCAAGUUUGUGGGGCCUUUUACUUGCCGGGCCGAGAAUGUGGGUGGAUCAGUGACGUCAACGGCCACCGUUAACCUAAUUGAAUCUCUGCCCCAAGAGGAAGCCGAGGAGUUUGAGUCACCGCGUUUUGUUGAGGAGCUCGUUCAACCCGUGGAGGUUAUGGAUGGCGAGGCAUUGCUGCUGACCUGUCAAGUAACAGGAAAGCCCACUCCUAAGGUAGAAUGGUACCACAAUGCGGAGAAGAUCACUGAGAAUAAGGAAACUACGAUAUCGCAAGACUUGCAAGGCGUUUGCCAGCUGCAGAUUACGGAAGUUUUCCCCGAAAACGAAGGCCAAUACGAGUGCGUGGCUACAAAUAAAAUUGGCAAGAGCGUCAGCAAGACAAACGUUAAAAUACAAGCAUUUGAAUAUAUCCCCGAUUCUGAAAUCACUGGACUCACAGGAUCUGAGGAGGAUCUACUUGAUAGAACCCUCUCAAUCGACGAACAAGCUCCGAAAAUUAUUAAAAAACUACCGGAGAAAAUCGAGCCAAAAGAAGGCGAGCAAGCGAAGCUGGAGGUUAAGGUCGUUGGAAAACCGAAACCGAAGGUCAAAUGGCUGCGCGACGACGAGCAGAUAUUCGCCUCCGAGGAAUAUCAGAUCGAAAAUUUCGAAGACGGCACCUCAGUGCUGGUCAUUAACCACGUCUAUCCCGAUGAUUUGGGUACAAUUAGUUUCGAGGCAUACAAUCCACUCGGUGUGGCAGUGACUACGGCGCUCUUUGCGGUCGAAGGCAUCGUGGGUUCGAAGGAUUACCGCAAGCCGGAAUGGGUGUCUCAAAUGGAGGAAAUGCAGGUGGCUCUCAAAGCUGCUAAAUGCUCGCCUUCACUACUAAACGAAAUGCGUGACUGCCGUGCGGCCUUAGGUGAAACAGCCAAGUUCUCGAUACAGUUUGCUGGCAAUCCGAUACCAGAUAUUCAGUGGUAUUUCAACAACGUUCAGCUUAGGGCAUCCGAAAAGUAUCGCAUGGUAGUCCAGGAACAUGAAGCUACGCUAGAAAUAAUGAAAAUAACAAGCGAAGACUGCGGUUACUAUAACUGCAAGCUCAUCAAUGAGAUCGGCAUGACGAUGACUCGGGCCAAGUUCGACAUAUCAUCCACGAGCACCAUAGUUGAGGAAACCAAGGCCAAGACUACCGUCAAGAAGAAGUCUGGCAAGAAAACCGUGGUGAAAAGAUCCGGCACCUCAGAGUCCCAGAACGUGCAAAAGACAGAGAUCCGUAUUAUUCCAACUAGCGCGGUAGAGACCAGCAUGAAUGUGGUCAAGGUUAAGCAACCCGUAUCCAUACUCGUAGAAAAGAGCGAAAUAUCCGAGGUUUUAGUCGUGAAAGAUCGCGAAGUUGCCGAUGCCGAAGAGCGUAGUAGCCAAUUAAUUGAAGAUAUAGAAGAGGAGGAAGAGAUUGAGGAGAAAGUCCAGCAUGACGAGGAGGAUGAAGUUGAGGUGCAAGUAGAGCAGAAGGAAACAUAUACGUCUAGCAAGAAAAUAGAGAUAACUAAAACGGUGGAGCUGAUACGCACAAAAAUUAGCGAAAAGAUCAUAACAAUUGAAGAUGUUCAAGUACUUUCGCACCACGAGGAGGUACAAUGGCUGCUCGAGUCCAUCGAGGCCGAGUCUUUCGGCCAAAUUGGCGAGUCUGCCCUUAGAGAUUUGGCCACUAUUGGCCUGCUAUUGCGCUAUGGCUGUGAGCACUACGAAAUCACAUAUAUGUAUGAGCAAAACAUAUUUAUAUCGCUGAAGAAGCCAGAGUCCCAAUCGGCCCUGGUGCAGCUCGUCGAGCGAGAAGGCCACGAAGAACUGAUCUCCCAAAUACUGAGCGAGUCUUCCAACGAGGACGAGACCAUCCUAGCGGCAACUGUGGGCUUCAAGGCCUUCAUACGCAUGAUUCAGACGUACGAAAUCACGAUUGAGAUCGUCAUACGAAAGUUUGUUAGGGAGGACUUCAUAUCACAGGACUGGAAGAUAUGUGGAAAGGAGAGAAUAGUAGAGACUUCGCAAAUAAUUGAAAGUCACGAGGCCAUCACUCAUGUGAAAAUAGAGGAAACAUUUGUCGAGGAACGAACGAUAAUUGUCCAAGAAGAAACAGCAACCACUAAAGUGGAAAAACUAUUCAAAAAGCAAGAACAAGAACAUGUGCAAAAUGUAGAGCAACAAGUGGAAAUUCAGGUUCAGACUAAACAAAUUGCGCAGAUGAACACUAAAAUCAAAAAGCAUAAAAAACACAAACAACAAGAACAGGAUGUUUCCGAGACAACAAUUCAAUACGAACAAAAAGAAACACUGGCUCACGAAACAAGCGCGGGAUUACCACAGGCAGAAACUCUUGAGCAAAUUGAAGAGUCUCUGCCCACAUACGAAACACUACCCAUACAAAAUCUUUCAAAAGACACGCUUGAAACCGUUGCAGUUGCAGUCACCGCAGAACUUUCUACUCCAAAACCAAUUGCGGCGCGGGUACAGGAGGAGAUUCUACCUGAAAAGGUAUUGGCCAUCAAUGAGGAGGUGUUACCACUCGAUGAGUUUGGCCUGCGAAAAGAAUCUCCCAGACCCGAAGAAAACAAGCUUACCGAAAAUAUGGAGGUAAGGCUAAAGCAUUCACUUGAUGUCUCACAAGCAAAGACGGCUGAGUCUUCAAAGGAAUUGCCUUCCAAAAUACCGAAAUCCGUGAAAGCGCAGCGGAAGAUGAAAGAGUCACGCUCCUUGUUGGUUGAAGCUCCAAACGCCGAAGAAGCUAUCGAGGAUCUGAAGCCACUGAAGGCCGUUUCGCAGAAGGUACAUGGCGACAUAUUAUUCUCGCAUGAGAUAACCGAGGAGCAGCACCAUGCUCUGGAGACCAUUGAGAAGCUAAAGCCCACCUCUGCCAUUGAGGACACCGUUCAGCAGAAACUACUGAACCAGGAGGAGCUAAUUAUCGCGGAAGUUUUACCAUCCGAAACUGUGGGAAGGGAUGUCACUGAUUUUAGGCCACCGGGAGAAACUAUUUUGCCGCGACUUACCCCCAACAUGAGUCUUUGCAUUACCGAGUGCCAGCCGGAGGAUUCUAUAGGCGAGAUGCAACAAGCUGCUAAAGAACGUAUGGAGACACCUGCGAUGUCGGUAACGGAAUCGAAGGCAGUUGGUGGACAAGAACUAGAAGUUUUGGAGAGCGUCGACCAUAUGCCAUCAAUAACCCAGCCGACUAAGGGCUUAGCUGAUUAUACCAUUAAAGCCGAGGAAGUUCCCGUUCAGGUGCACGAAAUUACCACUUUUGAUAGUUUGGAAAGAGAAACGGUGUCCAAAACACAGACUGCCAAAAGUAAUGCAUUGGAAUUAUUCGAGUUAGCUGAGGGUCUAGUCAGUAUCACCGCUGAUUCUCAUAGUCCAAUAGCCGAGGAUUUGCCUAUUUUUGAGAAAGAUGUAAAGGAAGCCACUAUAGAUAUGCAAAUGCAGCACCACGUAACAACUUUCGAAACAGUUUCCAAUGAAAAUGCUGUUAAGGACGUGACAGCAGCUGAUACCCCGAAAAUGGCCGAGGGCACGUUAGGGCAAUCAAGUGCGUUAACUAUUGGGGAAACGCAGCAGAUGAACCUUGUAGAAACGGCGGUUGAGCUUAUCGAACCAAAUGUAGAAUCAACAAAACCAGCUAAGGGCGCCUUAACAGAGGCAUAUGGCACAGCCGAGAGUAAUGAAGAGACGCUCCUCGAAUCACUCGGUUUGGUGCCAGACGAUAAUCGCAAAACAGAACAAGGUAAAGUAAACAUUAGCGAAGGGGAGUAUGUGGCAAAAGUUCAGACCACGACGGUGACUGACACUGAGGAAGAAUUUGUUUCCGUAGCUCCAAAACUGGUGGAUGCCAAAUUCGAUUUCGUCGAGCAAUCUGCGUUGCAGGUUAAGCAGAACACGACAGUGGAGAAGGAGGAAAUUCUAUCUCCCAAUAUAGAACUGGCACCUCAGUUAGCUAUAUCAAAUAUGUUUCCUGCUGAGUUAAAGGUUACAAGCAUAUACGAAGUUCAACCAGGUGCGACAUCAAGUGAUAUUAUUACGGAGGAAACAAAGUCUGUAUCAGCUAAGCAAGUCUUCGAGACGAUGUCGAUUGGAGUUACUAGUAAGCCAGCUAUGUUAGAGAGUACUAGUCACAUUGAUGCCUUUCAACAUCCUGAGUUCAGAACGGGUGACACAGUUCUAGAUGAAAACCAACAACCUUUGGAAGUAACAAACGUGCAGAUAACCGAGUCAAGUACGGAUAUUAUUGAUGUCUUUCCCAAUCAAAAUCUUACUAAAGCCGAAGCUGUCACCGAUGCAUUUAAAUAUGCUGAGGGCCUAGUUGUACUUUCGAUGGAGUCGACAAUCGAUAAAACCGAAGAUACCAAACCGACGGCGGUAAUUGCAGAUAUAAGCAUGCAUGAACAAUUUGGAACAGAUGUUAGAGAACAGGAACCGCUAGAAAGUACUCAAACACGCACGGAGGAUAUAAAGCCUCAGACACAAACACCAGAAACCGAGUUUGGAUUGCUGCAACCUCUGGAAACCAGCUCAUGUGUUACCUUAGAGGGAGAAAGCAUUCUAUCAGUUAAAGAGCCCCAUUCUAAACAAAGCGCUGCCAUUGGAACUUCGUCAGCUCUGCAAGUGGCCAACAUCAUGAGGCCCCAGCAUAUGGAAUCUUUGGAGAGGCUAGAUGAACAGAAGGUGCCUUAUUAUCAGGCAAAUGUUAAUAUUGGGGAAAUCACUUUACCAAACGUUGAGAAAAUCGCUUCGUUUGAUGUCCUAAGCGAUUUGGAUACACCAGAUUACAAUAAAUCAUCUAUAAGUCGUGUGCAGUUAAUUGAAAGCACAACAUCGUUAAAAACGACUACAGCUGUUGUAAGUGAAAGUACAGAAGAAUUAAAGGACCUAAACAUUACUCAGCCAGUUCAUAUUAGGCCAAAGCCUUAUGAAUCUGAUCAGAAAAUCUCCAUUUCCGAGGAGACAAAUGUUCUUGAACAUGUUUCGAGCCUGAGCCCAGUAUUACCCACAUUGGGAACGAUCCAAUCUUCAAUAAAAAGUUUACACGAGAUAAAUAUAAGAGAGACUGAUAUUUUAGAGAAAGAGGAGUCCCUGAAAGACGUUGAUCAAAUAAGUGGCCGUCUGGCUAAAAUUGUUUUGGACUGCACGACGGGCAUCGCACAGGUUCGACAAGAAGAAACACUCGAGCAUGAGGAGGACCUUACAUCUCCCUCAGUUCUGCCAGAGAAGGCAAUACCCGCUUCUUCAGAGUUGCUUCGGUUGCCUCUAACUGAAUACGUGCAAGAACAACAAGGUACCGGUGACAUGGUGGAUUUCAAAGUUUCAAACAAAUGUGCGUCUCCUAAAAUUGAUCACUUAUAUGAAACAAAGUCAUCUGAAAUGAUUGUGUACGACUCUUCGACAAAAGUUGAUUCCGAGUUCCCAGCUGGUAUAGUGCCUCAAAAAUCUCUGGUUCCCUAUCGGCAUACAAUGGUGACAGAAAACGUUGCUUUUCAUGCAUCUGAAAAUUUAGAAAUCUUAUCUGCCGGUCAACAAAUUGCAACAAAUGUGCAGGAUAGCCUUAGUCAAUCGAUAAUCGCACAGGACCAAACUACAUUUGAGUCUGAACAAAAUCUGGGUCUAGAAACUACCCCCACCCAAAAAUCCAAACUUCUAAAGGAUGACCAAAAUCUUUAUGCUAAGCUCGUGGACGAAGCAACAGUUUAUGAAGCCAUGGGACAGGAGCAAAAAGUUGAUAAAUAUAAUAUACAACAAGCGGAGAUCACUCACGAUCUACCUCAAGUCUAUGCAACCGAUCUCCAACAGACUUUUGAGGCUGAAAAAGAGAUUAAAAGUCCUGAGCAAUCUUAUGAGGCAGCAACAACUGAUAUUAUUCCAUCGCGGCUUGGUUUAGCGAUGACAACAAAGACGCACCCUGUUGAAGGAAUCGAUGUCCUGUUAAGUUCGCCUCCAAAGCCAACGCUUGCCCAGACAAACUAUGAAGAAACAAAGCAUCAAGUACAUGUCAGAGAAACUCAAGCGAUAGAGGAAUCCGAAGAAUUCACAGAUGGACGAUUACUUCCUGUUUCUGCUGUCGAGUCGAUAGACAUUACGUUUAAGGUGACAUCAGAUUCUCAUCAACCACCAGUUUUCGAUAAGGAGUUGUCAAUACCGACUGUGUCGCCUUUGGAGGCCAGAGCAAAACCAUCUUUAAAUCUACUUCAAGGCGCCACCACAUGCGAUGUCAUUCCCUUAGAAUCAUCUGUACUUAUAAAAGAUACACAUGUCGCUGAGCAGAAGGCGCAACAAGAGUAUGUCGCACAGGUGGAGUCAAAUAAAGUUCACGUUCAAAUGGAUAACCUAGUUAUGGAUAAAGAAGAUAUUUUUGAAAAUGACAAAAUGGAGAAUUUUUGUAAACCAAUUACUGAAGGCACUCAGCGGGAAACAGUUGUUAUCGAAGUGGUGCCAAUAGAUAAUGUGGGUGGUAUUCAUUUAGCCCCACAGCCAUCUACAUUCUUAGCCACUUUUACGUCUACCGAUAUAUUAAAUCAAUCGCACGUUAUAGAUACACAAGUUCCCUUAGAAAUGGAAAGUGAAGCUCAAGCUGCUUACGACAACAUUGCCCAAGCUAGGAUUAAGUCAGCUGAAACCCACGUACAUACAAACGUGUCUGAGGUUAAUGCUUACGAACAAACUAAAGCAAUUCAAGAUCAAAGCAAGCAGGGCUUAUUUGCUAAUGUAUCGGAGGAUUCUGAUUCGAGCAAAGCUUAUUUAACAACAAUACAAUCGACAUUCUUAAAAGAGGACAUCCUACCCAAGCCUAACAUUCUUCAGGAUACAGCUCAAGCUGCUAAUGUGGAACUUCAAUCCUUGGUAACCGAGGAAGUUGUGAGCGUUAGCUCUAUCCAAGAAACAUAUGAACUUCAAAUUCCACUGAUUGAAACAGCUAACUUAACUCAGCAAACUCCACAGAAUUCUGUAAAUGUUUGUCAGCAACUUGCUUAUGAACAAACUCCUGAUAUUGCGUUAGAGCCGCACGCAUUAACACGAGCCACUACUAGUUCUGUAACGACAUUUCUUAAGCCAGCCGAAAAUGCAACCGUUAAUAUUUAUGAAAACAUUGAAGGGCAUGGUGAUUUUAAGCCGGAAACUGUAAACCUGCGUUCAAAUUCAAAUUUAGAUUCUGAGUUAGUGGUUUCGGUAGUACAAGAGGUGACAUCGAUACCAUCUUUAGGCAGCCUUGCAACGGUCAAACCCCAGGAGUUAAAAGCAGUUCCAGUUACAAAAUCAUCCAAAAACCUUGCUUACAGCGAGGAAGGUGAAAGCCCAUAUGUACAGAUUACUGUAGAGGAAGCUAAAUUGGUUAACACUCUGGCAGGCGUAGAAGAAAACAAAAUAUCAGUCACAACAGAACAACCCAACAUGUGUAUUGCCGCAUCGAUUCAAAUGCCAACCAUAACAGAAGGAAAAUUAGAAAAUGCUUUACAAACUUCCCAAUUUGCAUCAGAGUCGAUCCUUAAAAUUUCACCACAGAUUUCCCCAAAUGCACACUUUGAAACCAGAACACACGAAGAGGCUUAUUCAACGACCACUGAGUCACUAGCAACAACACACGCUGAUGACAUUGAUAGUUCUGACAUUGAUAGUUCUCGAAAAAAAGUAAUGCAGGAUGUUCAAAAGUAUAAACAUUUUGCGACAAAGAGCUUAGACAAAACGGUAAAAGUGGACACGGAUACAAAUCAAGCCACAGACACAACACACAUAAAACAAAAAACACCAACACAAAUACUAGCAUCCAGCACGAAUCAAAUCACAGAAUCGCCUGAAAUUAUAAAAACUAUUGAAACAAUAUCUGAAGACGGCUCCCCGAAAAAAAAGAUGAUUCGAACUCGUUUAAUAAAAAAGGUUAAGGGUAAUAAACAAGAAGUCACCAAGAUUGAAACAGUCGAGGAGGACGACAAGCAACCCGAAACAACGGUCACUGUUGAAGAACUUCCGUUUGAAGAAGAGAAGCCUGAGGAAAUUCAAGAGCUUCCAGAGGAGGUACGCGUGGUCGAAACCAUAACGGAAGAUGGCAAGCCUAAGAAGAAGAAGAUCCGUACUCGCGUUAUUAAGAAGGUCAAGGGUGACAAGCAAGAAGUCACCAAGAUUGAAACCGUCGAGGAGGACGACAAGCAACCCGAAACAACGGUUACUGUUGAAGAACUUCCGUUUGAAGAAGAGAAGCCUGAGGAAAUUCAAGAGCUUCCAGAGGAGGUUCACGUGGUCGAAACCAUAACAGAAGAUGGCAAGCCUAAGAAGAAGAAGAUCCGCACUCGCGUUAUCAAGAAGGUCAAGGGUGACAAGCAAGAAGUCACCAAGAUUGAAACCGUCGAGGAGGACGACAAGCAACCCGAAACAACGGUUACUGUUGAAGAACUUCCGUUUGAAGAAGAGAAGCCUGAGGAAAUUCAAGAGCUUCCAGAGGAGGUUCACGUGGUCGAAACCAUAACGGAAGAUGGCAAGCCUAAGAAGAAGAAGAUCCGCACUCGCGUUAUCAAGAAGGUCAAGGGUGACAAGCAAGAAGUCACCAAGAUUGAAACAGUCGAGGAGGACGACAAGCAACCCGAAACAACGGUUACUGUUGAAGAACUUCCGUUUGAAGAAGAGAAACCUGAGGAAAUUCAAGAGCUUCCAGAGGAGGUUCGCGUGGUCGAAACCGUAACGGAAGAUGGCAAGCCUAAGAAGAAGAAGAUCCGUACUCGCGUUAUCAAGAAGGUCAAGGGUGACAAGCAAGAAGUCACCAAGAUUGAAACCGUCGAGGAGGACGACAAGCAACCCGAAACAACGGUCACUGUUGAAGAACUUCCGUUUGAAGAAGAGAAGCCUGAGGAAAUUCAAGAGCUUCCAGAGGAGGUACGCGUGGUCGAAACCAUAACGGAAGAUGGCAAGCCUAAAAAGAAGAAGAUCCGUACUCGCGUUAUCAAGAAGGUCAAGGGUGACAAGCAAGAAGUCACCAAGAUUGAAACCGUCGAGGAGGACGACAAGCAACCCGAAACAACGGUUACUGUUGAAGAACUUCCGUUUGAAGAAGAGAAGCCUGAGGAAAUUCAAGAGCUUCCAGAGGAGGUACGCGUGGUCGAAACCAUAACGGAAGAUGGCAAGCCUAAAAAGAAGAAGAUCCGUACUCGCGUUAUUAAGAAGGUCAAGGGUGACAAGCAAGAAGUCACAAAGAUUGAAACCGUCGAGGAGGACGACAAGCAACCCGAAACAACGGUCACUGUUGAAGAACUUCCGUUUGAAGAAGAGAAACCUGAGGAAAUUCAAGAGCUUCCAGAGGAGGUUCGCGUGGUCGAAAGCGUAACGGAAGAUGGCAAGCCUAAGAAGAAGAAGAUCCGUACUCGCGUUAUCAAGAAGGUCAAGGGUGACAAGCAAGAAGUCACCAAGAUUGAAACCGUCGAGGAGGACGACAAGCAACCCGAAACAACGGUCACUGUUGAAGAACUUCCGUUUGAAGAAGAGAAGCCUGAGGAAAUUCAAGAGCUUCCAGAGGAGGUACGCGUGGUCGAAACCAUAACGGAAGAUGGCAAGCCUAAAAAGAAGAAGAUCCGUACUCGCGUUAUUAAGAAGGUCAAGGGUGACAAGCAAGAAGUCACAAAGAUUGAAACCGUCGAGGAGGACGACAAGCAACCCGAAACAACGGUCACUGUUGAAGAACUUCCGUUUGAAGAAGAGAAACCUGAGGAAAUUCAAGAGCUUCCAGAGGAGGUACGCGUGGUCGAAACCAUAACGGAAGAUGGCAAGCCUAAAAAGAAGAAGAUCCGUACUCGCGUUAUUAAGAAGGUCAAGGGUGACAAGCAAGAAGUCACCAAGAUUGAAACCGUCGAGGAGGACGACAAGCAACCCGAAACAACGGUUACUGUUGAAGAACUUCCGUUUGAAGAAGAGAAACCUGAGGAAAUUCAAGAGCUUCCAGAGGAGGUUCGCGUGGUCGAAACUAUAACAGAAGAUGGCAAGCCUAAGAAGAAGAAGAUCCGUACUCGCGUUAUUAAGAAGGUCAAGGGUGACAAGCAAGAAGUCACCAAGAUUGAAACCGUCGAGGAGGACGACAAGCAACCCGAAACAACGGUUACUGUUGAAGAACUUCCGUUUGAAGAAGAGAAACCUGAGGAAAUUCAAGAGCUUCCAGAGGAGGUUCGCGUGGUCGAAACCAUAACGGAAGAUGGCAAGCCUAAGAAGAAGAAGAUCCGUACUCGCGUUAUUAAGAAGGUCAAGGGUGACAAGCAAGAAGUCACCAAGAUUGAAACCGUCGAGGAGGACGACAAGCAACCCGAAACAACGGUUACUGUUGAAGAACUUCCGUUUGAAGAAGAGAAACCUGAGGAAAUUCAAGAGCUUCCAGAGGAGGUUCGCGUGGUCGAAACCAUAACGGAAGAUGGCAAGCCUAAGAAGAAGAAGAUCCGUACUCGCGUUAUUAAGAAGGUCAAGGGUGACAAGCAAGAAGUCACCAAGAUUGAAACCGUCGAGGAGGACGACAAGCAACCUGAAACAACGGUCACUGUUGAAGAAAUUCCGUUUGAAGAAGAGAAACCUGAGGAAAUUCAAGAGCUUCCAGAAGAGGUUCGCGUGGUCGAAACCAUAACGGAAGAUGGCAAGCCUAAGAAGAAGAAGAUCCGUACUCGCGUUAUUAAGAAGGUCAAGGGUGACAAGCAAGAAGUCACCAAGAUUGAAACCGUCGAGGAGGACGACAAGCAACCCGAAACAACGGUUACUGUUGAAGAACUUCCGUUUGAAGAAGAGAAACCUGAGGAAAUUCAAGAGCUUCCAGAGGAGGUUCGCGUGGUCGAAACUAUAACAGAAGAUGGCAAGCCUAAGAAGAAGAAGAUCCGUACUCGCGUUAUUAAGAAGGUCAAGGGUGACAAGCAAGAAGUCACCAAGAUUGAAACCGUCGAGGAGGACGACAAGCAACCCGAAACAACGGUUACUGUUGAAGAACUUCCGUUUGAAGAAGAGAAACCUGAGGAAAUUCAAGAGCUUCCAGAGGAGGUUCGCGUGGUCGAAACCAUAACGGAAGAUGGCAAGCCUAAGAAGAAGAAGAUCCGUACUCGCGUUAUUAAGAAGGUCAAGGGUGACAAGCAAGAAGUCACCAAGAUUGAAACCGUCGAGGAGGACGACAAGCAACCCGAAACAACGGUUACUGUUGAAGAACUUCCGUUUGAAGAAGAGAAACCUGAGGAAAUUCAAGAGCUUCCAGAGGAGGUUCGCGUGGUCGAAACCAUAACGGAAGAUGGCAAGCCUAAGAAGAAGAAGAUCCGUACUCGCGUUAUUAAGAAGGUCAAGGGUGACAAGCAAGAAGUCACCAAGAUUGAAACCGUCGAGGAGGACGACAAGCAACCUGAAACAACGGUCACUGUUGAAGAAAUUCCGUUUGAAGAAGAGAAACCUGAGGAAAUUCAAGAGCUUCCAGAAGAGGUUCGCGUGGUCGAAACCAUAACGGAAGAUGGCAAGCCUAAGAAGAAGAAGAUCCGUACUCGCGUUAUUAAGAAGGUCAAGGGUGACAAGCAAGAAGUCACCAAGAUUGAAACCGUCGAGGAGGACGACAAGCAACCCGAAACAACGGUUACUGUUGAAGAACUUCCGUUUGAAGAAGAGAAACCUGAGGAAAUUCAAGAGCUUCCAGAGGAGGUUCGCGUGGUCGAAACUAUAACAGAAGAUGGCAAGCCUAAGAAGAAGAAGAUUCGUACUCGCGUUAUUAAGAAGGUCAAGGGUGACAAGCAAGAAGUCACCAAGAUUGAAACCGUCGAGGAGGACGACAAGCAACCCGAAACAACGGUUACUGUUGAAGAACUUCCGUUUGAAGAAGAGAAACCUGAGGAAAUUCAAGAGCUUCCAGAGGAGAUUAGUGUGGUCGAAACCAUAACGGAAGAUGGCAAGCCUAAGAAGAAGAAGAUCCGUACUCGCGUUAUUAAGAAGGUCAAGGGUGACAAGCAAGAAGUCACCAAGAUUGAAACCGUCGAGGAGGACGACAAGCAACCCGAAACAACGGUUACUGUUGAAGAACUUCCGUUUGAAGAAGAGAAACCUGAGGAAAUUCAAGAGCUUCCAGAGGAGGUUCGCGUGGUCGAAACCAUAACGGAAGAUGGCAAGCCUAAGAAGAAGAAGAUCCGUACUCGCGUUAUUAAGAAGGUCAAGGGUGACAAGCAAGAAGUCACCAAGAUUGAAACCGUCGAGGAGGACGACAAGCAACCCGAAACAACGGUUACUGUUGAAGAACUUCCGUUUGAAGAAGAGAAACCUGAGGAAAUUCAAGAGCUUCCAGAGGAGGUUCGCGUGGUCGAAACCAUAACGGAAGAUGGCAAGCCUAAGAAGAAGAAGAUCCGUACUCGCGUUAUUAAGAAGGUCAAGGGUGACAAGCAAGAAGUCACCAAGAUUGAAACCGUCGAGGAGGACGACAAGCAACCCGAAACAACGGUUACUGUUGAAGAACUUCCGUUUGAAGAAGAGAAACCUGAGGAAAUUCAAGAGCUUCCAGAGGAGGUUCGCGUGGUCGAAACCAUAACGGAAGAUGGCAAGCCUAAGAAGAAGAAGAUCCGUACUCGCGUUAUUAAGAAGGUCAAGGGUGACAAGCAAGAAGUCACCAAGAUUGAAACCGUCGAGGAGGACGACAAGCAACCCGAAACAACGGUUACUGUUGAAGAACUUCCGUUUGAAGAAGAGAAACCUGAGGAAAUUCAAGAGCUUCCAGAGGAGGUUCGCGUGGUCGAAACCAUAACGGAAGAUGGCAAGCCUAAGAAGAAGAAGAUCCGUACUCGCGUUAUUAAGAAGGUCAAGGGUGACAAGCAAGAAGUCACCAAGAUUGAAACCGUCGAGGAGGACGACAAGCAACCCGAAACAACGGUUACUGUUGAAGAACUUCCGUUUGAAGAAGAGAAACCUGAGGAAAUUCAAGAGCUUCCAGAGGAGGUUCGCGUGGUCGAAACUAUAACAGAAGAUGGCAAGCCUAAGAAGAAGAAGAUCCGUACUCGCGUUAUUAAGAAGGUCAAGGGUGACAAGCAAGAAGUCACCAAGAUUGAAACCGUCGAGGAGGACGACAAGCAACCCGAAACAACGGUUACUGUUGAAGAACUUCCGUUUGAAGAAGAGAAACCUGAGGAAAUUCAAGAGCUUCCAGAGGAGGUUCGCGUGGUCGAAACUAUAACAGAAGAUGGCAAGCCUAAGAAGAAGAAGAUCCGUACUCGCGUUAUUAAGAAGGUCAAGGGUGACAAGCAAGAAGUCACCAAGAUUGAAACCGUCGAGGAGGACGACAAGCAACCCGAAACAACGGUUACUGUUGAAGAACUUCCGUUUGAAGAAGAGAAACCUGAGGAAAUUCAAGAGCUUCCAGAGGAGAUUAGUGUGGUCGAAACCAUAACGGAAGAUGGCAAGCCUAAGAAGAAGAAGAUCCGUACUCGCGUUAUUAAGAAGGUCAAGGGUGACAAGCAAGAAGUCACCAAGAUUGAAACCGUCGAGGAGGACGACAAGCAACCCGAAACAACGGUUACUGUUGAAGAACUUCCGUUUGAAGAAGAGAAACCUGAGGAAAUUCAAGAGCUUCCAGAGGAGGUUCGCGUGGUCGAAACCAUAACGGAAGAUGGCAAGCCUAAGAAGAAGAAGAUCCGUACUCGCGUUAUUAAGAAGGUCAAGGGUGACAAGCAAGAAGUCACCAAGAUUGAAACCGUCGAGGAGGACGACAAGCAACCCGAAAAAACGGUUACUGUUGAAGAACUUCCGUUUGAAGAAGAGAAACCUGAGGAAAUUCAAGAGCUUCCAGAGGAGGUUCGCGUGGUCGAAACCAUAACGGAAGAUGGCAAGCCUAAGAAGAAGAAGAUCCGUACUCGCGUUAUUAAGAAGGUCAAGGGUGACAAGCAAGAAGUCACCAAGAUUGAAACCGUCGAGGAGGACGACAAGCAACCCGAAACAACGGUUACUGUUGAAGAACUUCCGUUUGAAGAAGAGAAACCUGAGGAAAUUCAAGAGCUUCCAGAGGAGGUUCGCGUGGUCGAAACUAUAACGGAAGAUGGCAAGCCUAAGAAGAAGAAGAUCCGUACUCGUGUUAUUAAGAAGGUCAAGGGUGAUAAGGAAGAGGUCACCACAAUUGAAACCGUCGAGGAGGACGACAAGAAAGCAGAAACAACGGUAACAGUCGAAGAAACUGAAUUAAGUGCUCCCAGUGUAGGCAAAGUUCAACUUAAAAAAAGGGUUAUCGUUCAAAAACCCGAAGACGCUGUAACGGUAUUUGAAUUGCCUGAGCGGAAAUCAGUUAUACUUUCAGAAAAAGAAGAUGGAACUCCAACCAAAACUGUUAUUAAAACAAGAAUCAUUAAAAAAAUUCAAGGUCCGAACAUGGAGGUGACAAAAGUUCAAACCGUUGAGGAGUAUGAGAAAACACCACAAACUACAGUAUCAGUAGAGAAGUUUAAUAUCCCAUUCCCAGAGCUUCCCGAAGAAAGGCUAUCUGAGGUAGUUGUGUUACCUGAUGAAGUUAUUGAGUCUGAGGCUGUUGAUGAAGAAGGCCGUUUACAAAAGAUCAAAACCAAGAAGCGUAUCAUGAAAAAACCUGCACUUGAUAACACUGAAGAAGUUACUGAAAUAGGAAUUAUUGAGCAAGACAAUGCGGAGCCUAUAUAUUCUGUUAAAAUACAAGAAAGACCCUUAACAGAAUCGAAGCCAGAGGACAGUAAAUUAAUCGAGCUUCCCGAACAUGUGACAGAACUAAAAGUUAUUUUGCCCGAUGGAAAAAAGAAGAGAAAGACCGUUAAAUCCCGAGCUUUCAAAAAGAGCCUACCCGAUGAUCUUGACGAAGUUACAACUAUCCAUAUAAUAGAGGAGGAAGAUAAGGAACCACUAACUACAGUAAACAUAGAAUUUGUGCCUUCUGAUGAGAUAUCAAUCACACCCAUACCAAUAGAAGAAUUACCCGAGGAAACCGUAUUUACCGAAGAAUUAGACGAAAAUAAGAAGCCGAAAAAGAAAACUACCAAAACACGAACAUUUAAGAAGCGAGGUCCAGACGACGAUGAAUAUUUCCAAAUUCAAACAAUUGACGAAGAGGGCAAGGAGCCCAUCUCGCUUAUUCGAGUUGUUAGCGAUGAAAAUAUUGCUGAUAUUAUUGAUAUUAGUAAACUUGAUGAUGAAAAGGUUUUAAAACACAAACAAAAGCCACACAAGCAUAAGGUGGAUAAACCAAAGGCCGAUAACACAGAAACGGAACACCCAGUUUACAUUACGACAUUUAAGUCUGUACAAAACGAAGAUGGAGAAACAACCAUACAAACUGAAAACAAGCGAAUUUCUCAGGAGGAAGGCAUCGUUGUUGAGGAAGUCCUCAGCGAUACAGAACUCAUUCCAGAAGACAAAACACAAUUACACCUUGAAAUAACCGAAGUCAGCGAACCAACAGACCAAUACUACAAAGAGUACACUAUCACUGAACCUGAAGAGGCAAGUGCAGACGCCUUACAAAAACCAACUAAAGACAAAACACCAAAACAGAAAAAGACACUAGAAACUCCAAUUGAGGAAGCUGACGAGACUGUUAUUGUUCAUGAGGGUACAGGGGAACAAACUGACAAGAUAGCUAUGAAACGAAAGCCAAAAAAGGUUCAGGGUAACGUUCAGGUAGAGGCUGUCGAUGAAAAACCAAUUGAAAAGAAGGAAAAGGCAAAGAAAAAGAAAGUGGUUAAGACAAAACGAGAUGAAAUGGAUGACUACAUACAAUUUCUCAUACACCAAGAAAUCCCAAAGACUGUUCUACAACCGUACCAACGCACCGAAAUGGAACUUCCACAGAGGGCACGUCGUGACUCUUCUUUUAAGCAACCACUCAAGCUUACUCCAAUGAAAAUUGAGAAAGUUGAGUUCAAAAAGCCCAAAAUGGUUGAAAUCAGUUCGGUGGUAGAGUUCCCACAAAUGCUUAAACUUAAAGCCCCUAAACAACGUCCUCAGGAAGAGAAAAAGAAGAAGAAUGAAGCUUCAUUUAAAAACAAAAAGUUGAAGAGCUGGAUAAGAUUUGUACCGUAUGCACCAUACUGUUUCCCGUAUGUAGUUACCGAAUUAGAAACUAAUCGCGAAGUAGGGGAACUUUCACGAAAUGUUGAAGAAGCGGAAGAGGUAUUGAAAUUGCGUCCAAGGAAAUUUAGGCAUCCGAAGCCUGAAAAGCCGGAGCUUGAAGAAGCCGAUCUAGGUACAUAUGAAUCUGAUCAUUCCGAAAAAUCGAACAAGGAGCUAUUGCACCCGAAAUACAAACGCGCCAAAAAGCAAAAGAGCGAAACUCCGGAUGAAUCAAGGAAACUUAAGUUUGGAAAGGGCCAAGUUCCACAAAAUGAGGAAGCUUCUGAGGAAGUCAAUUUGAAGCCAGUAAAGCUUGAUAUCGCAGAGAUUGAAGACGGUGAAAAGCCAGUAAGGACACAGGAAGAGGAAGUUGUCAAGAAGAAGAAGACCAAAAAGAGCUCCAAGCCUGAGGAAGGACUUAAAUUUGAGCCCAUUGAAUUUGAAGAGAUGGAGAGAACCUCUGAUAUCCGAGAAGAAUCCGACACAUCUGUGUCUGUAGAUACUUCCACGCAGGAGAAGCCUAUAUAUAAAAAGAAAAAGAAGGUGACACCUAGUCCACAGAAAAACCAGUACGAAAUAUUACCAGGGCAACCUAGGGAAUUUGAAGAAACCCCAGAAGAUGACCUUAAUCUGCGCAAACGCCAAGGUGAAAGGCCUGAUGACGAUAUGGCAGAUACCAAACUAAAACCAUUUUAUAAGUUCGAAGUGCUUGAUCUGGAACCCGAAGGCGCCCAAGCUGAAACAGUACCUUUAAGUGAAACAAUAGCAAAGGAACCCAAAAAAAAGCGAAAGAUUAAGGUUAAGACGGAACAAGAAGAUAACACAAUUGAAAUCGUACCACUUUCUCCUGUGGAUAACGAUGAACAAAUCUUUGAAAUUACAGUCACAAGCUCAGAAAUUCUUCAAGAUGACACAAAAGCGAACACAAUUGCUAAGAAAAAGGUAAAGCGAAUGAAUAAGCAGGAAUUGGAUGAUUUUGUCACAGAGUUACAGGAGGAACCAAAUCAGGCGGUCUAUGAGACUACCAUGUCAGAUUUCUAUGAGGUAAAAUUAACCGAAUUGCCGUCAGAGAUGGACAAUGAUAAGCCUAAGAAGCGUAUUUUAAGACAUGAAAAGGGCGACGAAGUCCAAGUUCUGGAAAUCGUCGAAGGCGUGGUGGCCCCCGGUGGAGAACCUUUCUAUGAAAUAACUGUAAUAUCUAGUGAAAAUACCGAAGGAGACAGCGAAGAAAUAACAACUGAUAAGAUAAAAAAGAAAUCCAGAAAAAUGAAAAAGAAUGAGCUCGAUGCAUAUAUACAGCAGCUGAUCAAUGCCGAAAUACCAGUAACAGAACUAGAAAAAUAUGAAAAAAUCGAUGUAGAUGGUAAAGCAAAAAAACCGAAAAAGCUAAAGGCGAAGCCCGAGAAACCAAUAAUUGAUGAAGGCGAAACUCUUCAAGUUGGAAUCACAGAGCAUGAGCCAACCAAAAAAUUAAAAACCAAAAAACCGGUGGAAAAGAAACCUGUAAUAGAAAAAGAAAUGUAUGAACACGAAGCAGUUCCAGAAUACGAUGAGUACCUCAUCAACAAGACUGAGUCGGAACGUCCUCAAGAAAAGAACAUUGAAGAAACGGAAAAAGAUAUCGUGCCGGUCGUGGAUAAGGUCUUGGCAGAUUUAAGUGAUUGCCUACCUUUUGUGGUAGUUGAAGAAGACUUAAAGAAUAUGCCAUUGGCCAAUGAUGUAAUCGCCUUAGAAGAUGAGAAAAUAGUAAGGAAACGAAAGGUCAGAGCUAAGAAGGACUCGAAACAGUACGAAAUAGAAAUAAUUGAAACCGAGAAACCUGGUGACAUGCCUGAUGAAGCAAGGGUUAUAGUUAUAACCACAGAAGUUUCUGGUGAUACAAUCGACGGACCUGCUCCUUCUACUACUGAAGCACCGAAAAAAUCUGUCAGAAAGGUGAAGAAAGAAAAACUAAAGGAGUUCAUUGUCAAUGUAGUUGAGGAAGCUCCAUUAGAUCACUUCUCUGAUAUAUAUGAAGAUGUUCCAAGACCUCCUGUCAGAGAAAGCUCGGAGAAAGAGGAUAUCGGUUCAUUUACAACUACGGUGGUUGAGGACGAAAUAGUAGAGCCUGUUCUAUCCGAAAAAAUAACAUCCGUGGACGAUGUUCUCGUUCCAAAAGAUAAGAAAAAGAAAACUGAUAAUCAGAAAAAGAUAAAAAUAUCUGAAUUUGAACCUACUCCAACCUCAGAAGACUCAACUAUCGAGGAAUAUACUUCAAAGCUUUCAGAACAUGAUGAAAAUCUCCAAGCCGAUGAAUAUUUGGUAGACGUGAAAGAUAGUUUGCCAAAAUCCAAAAAGAAAUCUACAAAGAAGCAAAAGGAGGAAUCUCUCCCUGGCCCUAUAUCGCUUUAUACCAUUCGUAUUGAGGAGUCAACACCGGAACCUGUCACUGAAAAAAUAUAUGAAGACGGGAAGGAAAUUGUACGCGUCACUAACAAGAGAAAAAUCAAAAAGAAAGCGGGGCCGAGGGAAUACUUAAUCGAAGUUACUGAAACAUAUGAAGAUAACAAUCCAGAAGCAGAUGUUGUCAUUCGAACCAUUGAGACAACACCAUCCAUUGAUUCGAAGCCUCAGGAGGACCACAAGAUACAAAUCGUACAGGAAAAGAAGCCGAAGACCGAAAGCUUGGACAAUUAUAUUCAAAAGCUGAUAGAUCAAGAAAUUCCUCAGCUAGAUCAUAAAGAAUUUGAGGCUACUGUACUAGAGACCUCUCCAGAGUCUAAAAAGGCAAGGAAAAUCAAGAAACAUCACAAAAAAACUACCGAGGUUAUCGACGGCAUUCCGAUUACUGUAAUUGAGGUAACAAUACAAGAGAGUGAGCCUGAUGAAGAUGACUUUAAGCCAGAUGCAUUCACUCUAGAGGAAAUUGAUCAUGAGAAUGCAGAGGAUGCUCCCAAAGAUCUGAAAUCAAAGGUCUCAGAAGAGAAGCCUAAAUCAAAGAAAGAAAAAUCGUUAAAGUUUAAAACCGCUGAAGAAGACAAACCUCAACCAGUAAUUGAAGAUAUAUCGGAGGAUGUGCAGGUUGUACAAAUAAUUGAUGAAGAUGGCACACCAAAACAAGUGGAAAUUAAGAAAAAGAAGGUAUCCCGCAAACAUGGUCCUAAGAAACAAGUCUUUGAAAUCACCGAAACGAAAGCUAUUGAUGAACCUUUGGCUGAAGUUACUGUUGUGGAGAUUACAGAAGAAAAGCCUGAAGAAGAAGUCUUAGUAGCUCAAGAAAAGAAAUCUAUUAAAAAACAAAAGAAACUAAAGCCCGAAGAUGUCAAUACCUAUGUAAUUAAAAUCCUUGAAGAGUUAACUGAACCCACUCAAUUCGAAACACUUUCGGAAGACGAAGAUGACAAGCAACAACCAAUAAUUGAGGAUAUAUCGGAGGAUGUGCAGGUUGUACAAAUAAUUGAAGAAGAUGGCACACCAAAACAAGUGGAAAUUAAGAAAAAGAAGGUAUCCCGCAAACAUGGUCCUAAGAAACAAGUCUUUGAAAUCACCGAAACGAAAGCUAUUGAUGAACCUUUGGCUGAAGUUACUGUUGUGGAAAUUACAGAAGAAAAGCCUGAAGAAGAAGUCUUAGUAGCUCAAGAAAAGAAAUCUAUUAAAAAACAAAAGAAACUAAAGCCCGAAGAUGUCAAUACUUAUGUUAUUAAAGUCCUUGAAGAGUUAACUGAACCCACUCAAUUCGAAACACUUCCGGAAGACGCAGAUGACAAGCCACAACCAGUAAUUGAAGAUAUAUCGGAGGAUGUGCAAGUUGUACAAAUAAUUGAAGAAGACGGCACACCGAAACAGGUGGAAAUUAAGAAAAAGAAGGUUUCCCGCAAGCAUGGUCCAAAGGAACAAAUCUUUGAAAUCACCGAAACAAGACCUAGUGAUGAACCGUUAGCUGAAGUAACAAUUGUAGAACUAACAGAAGAAGGCUUAAAGAAAGACAUUGUUAUACCUCAAGAGACGAAAACAGUAAAGAAACCAAAAAAAUUGAAGCCUGAAGAUAUCCAAAGCUAUGUAAUUAAUGUUCUGGAAGAAUUUAAUGAGCCUCAAUGGCCUGAGAAUACCGAAAAACCAAUUAUUGAGGACCUUGAUGAAUCCAUUGAAAUUGUACCAGUUACUGAAGAAGAUGGCAUAACCAAGGAAAUUGAGGUUAAGAAGAAAAAGGUUUCUCGCAAACAAGGUACGAAAAAACAAGUAUUCGAAAUCAUCGAGACAAAAACUAGUGAUGAACCCUUGGCUGAAGUUACAAUCCUCGAGCUCAGUGGUGACAAGUCUCAAGAGGACAUUAUUCUACCUAAGGAGAAGAAACCAAUCAAGAAAACAAUUAAAUUGAGGCCUGAAGACGUCGAAAGCUAUGUCGUUAAUGUUUUAGAAGAGUUUUGUGAGCCACAAAGCUUUGAGAGUCCUAAGCCUACUGAUGGAGAGGCACUUGAAACUAGAACAAAAACGAAGACGCCCAAGAAGCCGAUUGUGAAGGCACCAGAAAAUGUUAUCCUUAUAGAAGAAAUGGCUCCUGAAACGGUCAUAGAAAAUAUUGUAAACGAAAUGGGAGAGGAAGUGAAACAAGUUAAGACAACGAAGAAACUUAAGAAAAAGGAAGGCCCUAAAGAGUAUAUAAUUGAAAUAAAAGAAACUUAUGAAGAAAACAAGCCAGAAGGCGACAUUGAAAUAACUACUACGGAAAUGGUUCCUGAGGGCUCUCCUGAUGCCUCUGACGAUCAACCAGUCAUAGUUCUCCAGAAAGUGAAAAAGAAGAAGCCUGUUAAGGACGAUCUAGACAAAUACAUACAACAGUUAAUCGAACAGGAAAUCACAAAAACUCCUCUAGAGGAAUAUGAACCAACUGAAAUGGAAUCAAAGAAGAAGCCCAAGAAGAAGGUCAAGUCUCACCACAAAAAAACCAUCGAAGUUAUUGAUGGGCUGCCAGUAACCAUUCACGAGUUCAAUGUUGAGGACAUAGUUCCAGAACCUGAGGGUAUGGAAAAACCAAAAACUUUGUUAGACGAAAUCAAGGAAAUACCACAACUGCCAGACGAUUCGUCCGAGUACCUUGUUAACAUUUCUGAUGAAUUUGGUGAAGCUGAUAAGCCAAUAAAACAGCCUACUGUGGAUCAACCCAUUAAAAAAGAAAAGCCAUUAAAAAAGAAAAAGGUCGUUGAGACUCCUGUUCCAUUGGAAGCAUAUGAUCACACUGUUGAAGUCGUUGCUGAACCUACGCUGGAGGGAACUCUUAAAGAAGUAACUGUCAAGAAACGAAAAGUAUCGCGGAGAAAGGGGUCUAAAGAUCACAUCUUUGAAAUUACGGAAACAACAAGUGAGGGUCAGCCCACGGCUGAGGUUACAGUUGUCGAGUUGUCAAGCGACGAGAUCUUAGAUUCUGAAGAAAAGCCGAAGUAUGAAAGAAAGAUUGUUAAAAAGCCAAAACAGUUAAAGAAGGAUGACGUUGAAGAAUAUAUAAUUAAUAUUAUCGAAGAAUUUAUACAGCCGAUUCCAGUUGGGCUAGUUGAAGGUGAAGUAGAAAAGGUCCAGAAGGAAAAAACUAAAAAACCUAAGAAAUCUCCAACAACGUACAUAGCCACUGAACAAGAAGACAACAAUAGCAAUUACGAUGCGUUGGUUGAGGAAGACUUAGACCAACCGAUUGAGUGCGCUUUAGAAGAGCCUUCAAACCCGCUUGAAUAUACCAUCAGUGUAGAAGAAGAAAGCGUCGGUGAAGAACAAAAACAACCAAAGCCCAAGAAGAUAAGCAAGCCCAAGUCCAUCAAGCAGCCGUCUGUAGAUAAAAGCCCAGACUAUCUGGUAAGGGUGCUAUCUUCAGAAAGCAUAAUAGAUGAACCAAUCCCUAAAGAUAAUGCCGUAACCGAAGCUGCAGAAGAUAAACCCUCUGAAGAACCAAUUUUCCAGGUAGAAGAACUCGAAACCGAAGCAGUGGAAAAAGAAGUUACCGACGAUAAAGGAGAAACGACGAAGCAAAGUGUAACCAAACGAAAAAUCAAAAAGCAAGUUGGCCCCAAGGAAGAAAUCAUUGAAAUUGUGGAAAUUAAGACAGGUGACACUCCAGAGUAUGAAGUCAUUGUAACUACUGAAGAGGUUCAAGAGAAGAGCAAGGAAGCUCCAGAGGAGAAAAAAGAGAAAACAGUCCGUAAAGCGAAAAAGAUUCCAAAAGACGAUCUUCAGGAUUAUAUUCAGAAGCUUAUCGAGCAAGAUAUUCCAAAAACUGAGCUGGAAAAAUAUGAAAAAAUAGACUUGGACGAGCCCAUAAAAAUGAAAAGAAAGCCUAUCAAAAAGGUCAAGCAAUCUAAGGAACAACCAAAAGAAGAAACUGAAGAGCCAAUGGAGGAUAAGCCCGUUGUGAAGAUUUCGGAAUGCUCUGAAGUUGCCAGUGACGAACCAAAGCUAACGGUUGCUGUUAAGGAAUUUAUUCCAGAAAAGCCAGAAGAAAAGCCAUUCGAAAUAGUAGUACUUGAAGAAACGGUAGAAAGCUAUCAGGAGCCAGAUGAAGAAGGAAAAGUAAAAGAAAAGGUGGUUAGGACUAAAAAGAUAAAGCAGAAUAGAGGCUCUGUAGAAGUAGUUCAUGACAUAGUCGAGGAAAUCGAUACGGAUACAAACGAAUCUGUAAUAACAGUCACGACCACCGUUCCCACGGAGACACCUGAUCAGGACCAACCGUCAGUUAAACAAAAACGUACAAAGAAAAUUAAGAAAGACGAAGUUGAAGACUUUGUCAAACGAGUUAUUGAGGAGGAGGCACCACAGACGGAAGAGCCCGUGGACCUAGUGGUUAUCGAGGAUGUCGUUCCCAAACCAAGUUCUGAGAAGAGGAAAAAGAAGCCAAUAAAAGAUAAGCAUACUUCCGUCGAGGAAGAAACGCCACACGAGGAUGAAGUUCUCUUAAUUGAGUCCGUUCCGGAGGACUCUCCCGUUAGUGAUGAUCUUAUAACUGUGGUAGAAUCAGUACCAAUCGAAGAAGAACCAGAAAAAAUGGUUAUUCAAAUUGAAGAUACUAAGAAACCCGAGAAGAAAAAGAAACCAAUAUCUUCAGCUAAAAUUCUAUCGGAAGAGGUGUUAGAAGACACUGUUGAAAAACCUUUUAAGGCUUUACAAAAGGAUUCUGAGCUGGAAAACCCAGAUGUUCAGGAAUUCUGUGUUUCUAUUAAGGAAGAAGAGCAAAAGCAUACUCAUCCUGAAAAGAAGAAGUCUUCUAAAAUAACUGCCGAACAACCAAAUCAGCCUUCUACGGAGCAAUACGAAAUAUCAGUAACGCAACAUGAGCUGAAGCCUAAAGAAGAAAAGCCGUUUACAGUUCAGGUAAUACAAAGCGAAACAAACGUAGAAGAAACCAAAGAUGACACCGGAAAAGUACAUAAGCAAGUUACUACAAAACGAAUGUUGCGACGACCUGCUGGCGAAGGUGAAAUAGAGAUUAUUGAAGUUGUUAGAGAUGAUCAGCCUGAGGCAGAAAUAACUAUUGUGGAGUAUGAGCCAGAACCAUUGAACCAAGAUGAAAAACCCAAAGAACCUAAGAAGAAAACCAGAAAGGUUAAAAAGGAUGAUAUACAUGACUACAUACAAAAGUUAAUUGACUUGGAAACACCAAAGACGGAGCUUGAAAAGUAUGAGAAAAUCGAAUUCGAACCAAUAGUCAAGGAUAAGCCAUUGGACAGUCCGAUCGACGUUUUGGAUGAAUCGCCCAAAGAAGUGCCGAAAAAAGAUAAAAAGUCAAGGCCUACAAAAGUUCCGAAUGAGGAAACUCCUGUUCAGGAUCAAUAUGCAAAGGUCAAAGUUGUCGAAGAAGAAGCUCCCGAGCAACUCGAAAAACCAGUCCAAAUUCUAGAAGUUAAGCCCGUAGAGGUAGAUGUCAAAGAGGUUAUAACUGAAGAUGGCAAGCCGGUUCAUGAAAAGACUACCAAGCGAGUUUUAAAGAAGAUGGGGCCCGAGGAACAAACAACUUUCAAGAUUACAACAAUUGAAAGCGAGGACAACGAUUCGGUUACAGUUAUUGUUGACGAAGAACCAGAAAUACCUUCCCCACAGUCUAUCAAAGAACAUCUAGAAGAGCCUGAGGAAAAGCUAGCGCCAAAGCCCAAGAAAACUGUAAGAAAGGUUAAAAAGGACGAUUUACACGAAUACGUAAAGAAACUAAUUGAAGAAGAAAUUCCAAAGGUUGACCUUGAAAAAUAUGAAAAGGUAGAAAUGCCAGAAAAACCAGAUAAACUUGAUGUUUCUGAUUCCAUUCCGGAAGAACCAAAACCUGAGAAAACCCAACCAAUAUCAGUACUACCCGACACACCGAAACUCAAGAAAACGAAGACUCCAAAGACAGAAGACACAGACCAGCAAGUACCGGACGAACCGACAGAGACCACUGUAGACACUACUGACAUACCAGAGCUUACACCAACCCAAACUGCACAGCCCGAGGACACAGCCACUGCACAAAUUACACCAAGCGCACAAGAAGAUAAAUCUACUCAAGAUGACACUAAAGAUACAAUUCAGAAAACAGUAAAACAUAAGAAAACAAAACCAGACACACAAAAAAGCGUUGAAACAAGUGAACUACCAGAGGUUCAUAAAGACUAUCAAAUUAGCAUCAUCCACGAAGAGCUUGUCGAGGAAGACCAGCCCGAAAAGAUUUUGGAGGUUAGAGUUAUCGAUGAAGUCGCCGAGGCGGAAGAAUCACAGCCGAUUGUGGAAGAGGUCGUAGAGGAGGAACCGCAGCCAGCUGCAGAAGAAACUGUAGAGGACGUCACUAAACCCAAGUCUAAAAAGAAGAAGGUGGUUAAAAAGAAGACCGAUGACCAUGACGAACUCAUCAAAAAGAUGCUGGAGCAGGAAAUUGAGAAGACGGAACUGGAGAAAUACGAAAAAAUUGAAUUUGAUGUUCCAAAGAAACUCAAACCAGAAUUCGCUGCUCUGGAACCAAUAAAAAUAGAGCGCAAGGAACAGAAGCCAACAAAGGUGACUAUUCUCGAUGCCAGUGAUGUUCCUAAAACCGUGAAGCUAAAACCAAGUAAACGUAAGGAGAAACCUGCCGAAGAACUGACCGUUCAACUUCCAAAGUUCAGACUUAAGGCCCGUAUGGUCUUUGUUGAAUACCCUCCGGCUCCCCUAAUUCCUAAAACUACUGAUAUUGGCGCCAUUAAGGACAAUGGAGAACUGUCUCGUAACAUAGAAGAGGCUGAGGAAGUUCUAAAGUUCAAACCGCAUAAGACUAAGAAAAUUAAAAAGAUCAAGGAUGAUUUAGAAAAGGUCGAGCUCGAAAAGUACGAAAAAUACAUUAGUAGCGAGGAAGAACCAGAGGAAAAGACUCCAUAUAAGAAACCAGAAAAGGCACCAAAACCAGAGGAAAAACCAGAGGAUGUGAAACUUAAGCUGGGCAAGGGUAAGAAAAAGCCAAAGGAGGAAGAAGCGCCCGAAAAUGUUACUCUCAAAAACAUUCCGCAAAAACCACAAGAAGUUGAAGAAGAAGUUGAACUUAAACAGAAACCAAAGGAGGUUGAUAUUGUUGAGGAACAAACAAAGGAACCCAAGGUAGGAGAGUUCGUUGUGCCGCCAUUUGAACCAUCUGAGUUUGAUCGUCCUGAAUAUGUACCCGAUGAACUUGAGCAGAUCGAACAUCCAGAGAUGCCCGAGAAAGUUAAGAAGCCGUCUAAGACUAAGUACAAGCCUAAAGAUAAAUCUAAGCCAGAGCCGGAAACCAUUGUAUCGGAGAUUGUUGCCGGAGUUCCAAAGGAAGAAGAGGCAAUUCCCGAACAGGAUGUUAAGUUCCGUAAGCCCGAGAGAGAUGCUCCACAAGAGACUGAUUCUGAAAUUAAGCUGCGGCAUAUACCUCAGGCUUCUAAGGAUGAAAAACCUGACGAACAAGCACUAGUAAAGCCUAAGGCAGAGGAGCCCAUUCCCCAAGAAAUCGAAGAUAAGGCCAUUGAUGACGAAAAGAAAGCGAAGAAAUCUAAGCCCAAAAAGGUGCAGCCGAAGGAGGAAGAGAUUACUAAGGAAGAGCCCCAAGAAUUUGAGGUAUCGGUGAAAGAGGAAGAAGCUAUAGUGGAUAAACCCGUUGAAACCGAAAAACCAAAAGAUGUUAAGGUGAAAGAGAAGAAACCCAAGGAAGCUCCUGUGUCCGAAGUAGUAGUUCUUGAAGAAGAGCCAAAACCAGAAGAAGUACCCGAGGAAAUACCUGUGGAGUACAAGAUAACAACUACAGUCUUGGAACCAGAGGAUGCACCAAAGGAACAUCAAGUGAAAGUCAUCGAUUUUGACGAGCGUCAAGAAACUACAGAGGAGGUAAUUGAAGAAAAGGUCGUGACGCGCAAGAAGAAACCAAAGCCGCAGCAACCUGAAGAGUUCGAGGUCACCUUAAAGGAGCCAAAAGAAGAACAAAUACGCCCGGAUGUAGUUUCAGCUGAAAUCUCGUUGCCAAUUGAGGAGCCCGAACGGAAGCCGGAACAGUAUGAGGUGGAACUUAAAAUAACUCAAACUACACCAGAAGAGCCCAAAGAUGUGGAAAUCGCAGUCAAGGAAAAGGUCAAGACCAAACCUGUUAAGGAAGUCAAGGAGGAUAAAAUUGUCGUGGUUGAGGCAGAAGAAGAGGAGCAACCAGUUGAGGAAACAAUCGUGGAGGUUGAAAAGCAGGAAGAAAAGAAGAAGUCAAAGAAACCAAAAUCCUACGAGUUCAAAAUUUCUGAAACGCAAUCUAUUGAAGAAAAACCAAUAGAAGUGGCUGAAGAAGCUCCUGAGGAAAAACCAAAGGUUGUAGAGAAAAAGGUUGCCGAGAAAUUAGAUUCCUACGAAUUUACUCUAAAAGAAACUGAUGAAGAAAAGGUAAUCACAGUUGACGACCAGCCCGAGGAUGAAGCCCCUGUAGAGGUUGUAUUCAAGAAAAAACCCAAGGAACCUGAAGCAGUUGAGGCCGAGUUUGUGAUGACUGAACCCAAGAUCGUGGAAGAAACGACCGUGGAAACUGCAAUCAAACAGAAAAAGACGAAAAAACCGAAGAAGAAUGAAGAGGAAGCUCAAUUAGCAAUCAAGGUUGUCGAAAGUGAAGCCCCGGUUGCCGAAGAAGUGUUCAAUGAAGCUCCUGAGAGUGUGAUUGUAGAAGAAGAAGUAAUUGCAGAAGAAAAGCCUAAGGAGUUCAGGAUUCGCGUUUCUGAAACAGAACGCAAGCCCGAGGAGCCAAGUGUCGAGCAGUUCACAGUUAAAAAACGCAAGCCUUCUGUUACUUUCGCCGACGAACCUGCUACUGAAAUCGUUAUUAAGGAAAGCAAGCCCGCUGAAGUUGUCACUGAAGACGCUCAUAUUAAGACCAAGAAGCCAAAGAAGAAGGUAAUGGAUGUGGAAGCUGAGGAGCUAAAGAUUAAGAUCACUGAGGAAGUUCCACAGGAAAUUCCCAUAGUGGAGGAGGUCUCGGAGAAAGAGGUGAUCAUUGAAACCAAGAAGACAGCCCCUGUUGUUGAAGAGAAGACAUACAAAAUUGGCAUCAAGGAAACGGAGCCGGAAAAACCUGCCGAGGUAAUUGUCGAGGAGGCGCCGGUGGUAACAGAGCCAAUUGAGGAAGAACCGAAACCAGAAGUCUUUGAGGAACACAAGGUUAGAGUGAUUGAGGAAACACCUCGGGAAUUGGUUGAGGAAGUCAUUGAGGAGGAGGUGAAGGUAAUUCGCAGAAAGAAGCCUAAGCCAGAAAUUAAGGAGGAACCCGAGGCGGAAGUUACUGUAUCUACUCCAAAGCCUGUCGAAGAAGUGGAAGCUACGGCCAGUAUUGCUGUUAUUCCAGAACAACCGACUGAGGAGGAUGCCGCUGAUCUCAAGAUAACAAUCAUUGAAGAAGAAACACCACCACAAGAACUAGUUCAGGAAAUUGAAGAAAUUGAAAUCGUUGAGGAACCAAAGGCCCCUGAAGAACAACCAACGGAUUUCACCUUCGUCACAAAGGAUUCCGAAAAGAAGCAGACUGUGGAAGAGCUGCCCGAGGAACAGGUUACGAUUCAAAAGAAGAAAAAGAAGGCGCCAGUACCAGAGGUAAUUGAAGAACCCGAAGCUGAGUUCGUGGUUAAACCGAAGACGCCUGUCCAAGAAGUUACUGAAGAAGCUAAGAUAACGAAGAAGACUAAGAAACCUGUAAAGGAAGAAGAGGCCGCGGCAGAGCUUAAAGUAACUAUCACUGAGGAAAUUCCCACUGAACCAGAAGUUCAAGAAAUUAUCGAGGAAAUCGAAGAGAUCGCGGAAGAAAAACCGGCAGAGUAUUUGAUCGAAGUUAAGGAAAGCCAACCAGAAGCUGUAGAAGAAAAGGAAGUUAGCUUACCGAAAAAGAAACUAAAGGCUCCAAUAGUUGAAGAGCCAGAAGCUGAAGUAACUUUGAAACCAAAGACAAAGGCGGAGGAAGUUCAGGAAGAAGCAAAGAUAGUAAAGAAAAAGCCAAAGAAAACCGCCGAAGUUGCAGUAGCCGACGAGCUUACGGUCAAGGUUGAAGAAGAGGUUGUCCCAGAGCCGAUUGUAGAAGAAGAAGUGGUAGAAGAAAUCCAAAUUAAAAAGAAACCAAAAGAGCCGGAGCCAGAGGACAGUGUCGAUACUGCGGUUGUGAAACUAAAGAAAUCUGAGCCAGUAGAUGCUGAUGAUGUUGUGGCUGAAGUUACCCUUAAGCCAAAGGCCAAAAAGGAGGUUACUGAGGAAGAAUUUUCUGUUGAUGUUAAGCUGCCAAAGGAAAAGAAGAUUACAGAGGAAACUUCAGACCAAACUGUACAGCUCAAGAAAAAGAAGAAGCCGCAGAAGCCGGUGGAAGAGGCUGCGGACGAGCUUAAGCUACAGCAAACUGUUGUCGAGGAAAGACCUGUGGAAAUUGAAGAAGAAGAGAUCGUUGAAGAAGCCAUCGUCGUUCGCAAAAAGCCAAAGAAGCCCUUCGAGCCGACUGUUGAAGAUCUCGAAGAAACAGAAUUCAGUCUCUCUUUCAAGAAGCCCCAUACAAUUAAUGAGGGCGUGGAGGAGGCCGCCACAGUUCUUAAAAAACGACCAGUCAAGCCCACUACUCUGGAUGAAGCUGCAGCUGAACUUUCUAUUAAGCGUCAGGAAGAAGAAUACGAAGAGGGCGAGGAUAUCGAAGAGUUCGUCGUCAGUCAGCAAAGAAAGCCAAAGCCUUUGCAAAUCACGGAAGAGGAUGAGCAGGCCUACACAGUGAAGAAACUAAAGCGUCGAAAGCAAGUAGACAUUCCCGAAUACGCAGACGUUGAGAACGUCACAUUCCGUGCGAGAAGUACCAAGACCAAGGAAGAUGUCGAUCAGGAGUUCAACAUUGCCCUGGACUCGUACGCUGAGGAGGAAAUUUCCAUGUCUGGAAAGGUGAAGUUAAAGAAGCCUAUCAAGAAGACCUUCUCUGAGGCAGCCGAUGAAGCCAAGAUCAAGAUCAUUCAGGACUACGACGAUGGUGAAGAACCCAUUAUCGAAGAAAUUCGAGACGAUGAGGAUACCAUCGAUGAAGUCGAGGAACCAGAAGAGUACUUUGUUGAGGAAUUGCCACCAGACGAAGUAGAUUUCAAGCUUAAGCCAAAGAAGCAGCCCAAGCCAGCCUAUUCUAUUCAAGAUGAAGAGGAGGAACAAUUCCUGAUUGGCAUUCGUCAUCCCAAACGCGAUUCGGUUACAUACGACGAGGACUCUCUUACCUUUAAAAAGAAGCGUAAGGUUGUGCAACAACUUUUCAAUGAAGAUGGAGCUUCUCUUAAUAUUACCAGAGAAAUGAAUGUUGAAGAAUCUGAGAAUCUCAACGUUAUGUACUCUAUCUGCAACUAUAUUGCCGACAACAAUGAGGCCAUAAACCUAGUCGAGGGUGAGAAGGUGACGGUCGUUGGGCGUCACAGCUCUGAGUGGUGGUACGUCAAGAAAAGCACUACGGAAGAGGAAGGAUGGGUUCCAGCUCAAUAUCUGAUGGAGCCCGAGGAAUACGCGCAGUAUGUGCAAAACAAGCUGCACGAGAAAAUCGAUAAGCUGCCCGUAUUUGAACGUCCUGGACCAGAAGACAAGCCCAUUGCCCCAAGAUUUAUUGAGAAACUACAGCCGAUUCAUACUCCUGACGGCUACACGGUGCAGUUCGAGUGUAAGGUUGAGGGCAAUCCACGACCACAGAUUGCCUGGUUCCGCGAAACUGCUAUUAUCAAGCCCUCCCAAGACUUCCAAAUGUUCUAUGAUGAUGACAAUGUUGCAACCUUGAUCAUUCGCGAGGUUUUCCCCGAGGAUGCCGGUCAAUUCACAGUUGUAGCAAAGAAUGCUGCUGGAUUCACUUCCAGCACAACGGAACUGAUUGUAGAAAGUCCACUAUCUGAUCACGGCUCUGACGCCACAGCCCUUUCACGACGCAGCAUGUCUCGUGAAUCCUCGCUGGCUGACAUUUUGGAGGGCAUUCCGCCAACAUUCUCCAAGAAACCCAAGGCUCAAUAUGUGGACGAGAAUACAAAUGUGAUUCUUGAGUGCCGGCUGGUGGCCGUGCCUGAACCCGAUAUUGUCUGGACCUUUAAUGGCGAAGACAUUGACGACGAAGAGAUUAAAAACGUUCGCAUUGUUACCGAAUCCGACAUGCACAUGUACUGCAGUGUGGUGCACAUCUCUAAGGUGAAGAAAUCGCAAGAAGGUACCUACGAGGUUAUUGCAACAAAUCGCGAGGGCGAGGCACGUCUGCCUAUCACCCUCAAGGUUCGCACCACCGACAAGGAGGCGCCGCAAAUUCUGGAGCCCUUGCGCAACAUGGUUAUACGUGAAGGCGAGAGUGUCGUACUAUCUACGCAAAUUGUGGGUAAUCCGCCGCCAAAGGUAACUUGGUAUAAGGAUGGCAAGCCCGUUAAGAACGCCAAAUCCGACAAGGAUUUGCAUACCCUAACACUUAUAACACCACAAAAGUCUGAGAAGGGUGAAUACACGGUAAAGGCUGUAAACCCCUUGGGUAGCGUGGAGACCACUGCUAAUCUAACCAUUGAAGAGCCUGCUGGCGGUAAUGCUGAGCCACCACUUUUCGUGGAACGGUUUGAGGAGCAGAAUGUUCCGCAAAAGGGCGAAAUUCGCUUGCCAGCCAAGGUUUCCGGUAACCCGGUGCCUGAGGUUCAAUGGCUCUUUAACAACACACCAUUGUUCCCCAGCGAGCGCAUCCAGCAGGUUUACGAUGGCGAGAACAUCGAGCUUAUCAUCAAGGAUGCCAAUCCAGAAACCGAUUCGGGAGACUACAAAUGUAUUGCAAGUAAUCCCAUAGGUAAAACUUCGCACGGUGCCCGUGUGAUUGUCGAGGUCGAUGAAGUGACGUUUACAAAGAAGCUUAAGAAGACCAUCACCAUUGAAGAGGUGCAAUCUCUCACCCUGGAGUGCGAGACCUCCCACGUAGUUACCACCAAGUGGUUCUUUAAUGGCAAGGAACUUAGCGGAAUGGAUCAUCGCGUCGUGGUUGAGGAUGGCAAGACUCACAAGUUGGUGAUCAGAAACACGAAUCUACGUGACUCUGGAACCUAUACGUGCAAGGUUAAAAAGCAAGAAACUCAAUCGACUGUCGAGGUGUUGCAACGUAAGCCGGACUUUAUCAAGGUUCUGGAGGAUUACGAGGUAACCGAAAAAGAUACCGCCAUUUUGGAUGUGGAGCUUACUACCGAGGCGACUGAAGUCACUUGGUACAAGGACGGCGAGAAAAUCACACAAGAAAACAAGAACGUCGAGUUCAUCAAGGAUGGAAAGGCUCGCCGACUGGUUAUCCGCGAUGCCACCAUCCACGACGAGGGUCAGUACACAUGCAAGAUCGAGGGACAGGAGUGUAGCUGUGAGCUAGUUGUAAUCGAGCUACCACCUGAAAUCGUGGAGCCACUGAAUGACGUUGCAGUGACCAAGGGCGAGAAUGCUGUUUUCGAGGUUGAACUUAGCAAGGGCGAUGCCCUAGUCAAAUGGUUCAAGAACGGCAAGGAAAUUGUGUUCAAUGAGCGUAUUCAACUGGCCAUCGAUGGUAAGAAACAAUCCUUGCGCAUUGUCAAAGCCAAGCCCGAAGAUGUGGGUGAAUACUCCGUUCAGGUGGGCGAGCAGACAUCAAAGGCAAAGUUGACAGUAGAGGAGCCUCUCGUAGACUUCGUCAUCCGCCUGCCGGAUAUCACGCUUGCCACCAAGACAACGGAUGCCGAGUUCACGGUGCAGUUAUCACAGCCCGAUAUCGAGGUGACAUGGUGCAAGAAGGGCAAGCCAAUCAAGCCCAACCAGAAGCACGAGGUAUUCGUUGAGGGCACUGUCCGACGACUGGUCAUCCACGAUGCUAGCGACGAAGAUGCCGGUGAGAUCAGCUGCGUUGCAGAGAACGUUACAAGCAGCACUAAGCUGUGCGUCGAGGAGCUCAAGCUGCCACCCGUCAUUACCUCUGACAAGGAUCAGACCAUCAAGGUUAAGGAGAACGACGACGUAACCUUCUCUGUCAAGUACACAGGCGUACCAACGCCUGAGGCCUGUUGGACCACGCGCAAGGUUGUCGUACCCAAGUCAAAGCGGACAAUCCCGACCAUCGAUGAGCAGUCAGCCACGCUAACCAUCAAAAAGGUUGUUGACGAUGACGAGGGCGAAUACACCGUCAAGCUUGUCAACCCGGUUGGCGAGGCGGAGGCCAGCCUCCAUUUGGUCAUAAUGCGCAAGCCAACGGCACCUGGCACACCCCAACCCCUUGAGAUAAUGCAUGACUCUAUAACGCUCUACUGGAAGGCGCCAGAGGAUGAUGGCAAGUCGGAGAUUAUUGAGUACAUUCUAGAGUAUCACGAUGUUAAGGAAGAAAAAUGGACUGAAAUUAGAAAGAUCAAGGACACCACGUAUACCAUAAGCAAGCUGAAGAUCGACACGGAGUACGUCUUCCGUUCGAUUGCCGUAAACGAAGUGGGCCCAUCCCCGCCCUCGCCGCUAUCGCCACCCAUCCGACUGGUGCCCAAGGUUGAGACCAAGGCGCCCAGCGUACAAGAACCUCUACAGGAUGUGGUUAGCGAACUGGACAAGGAGGUGACUCUGUCCUGCGUGUUCGGCGGCAUUCCAGAGCCAAAGGUGACGUGGAAGAAGAACGGUCAGGUGUUCGAAUCGAGCAGCAUACGCUACGAAAAUCGCGUGGCCAAGUACACCAUUGAAAAGACAACCAUUGAGACUGAAGCCACCUACACGUGCGUGGCGACCAAUGAGAAGGGCUCCGCGGAGACCUCGUGUCGCCUAAAACUGCAGCAGAAACCGGUCCUCGAGGUGGAGGACAAGUACUUGACGCAGAAACUGCGCACGGGCAGCACUCUCACCAUUCCAGCGACGGUCCGCGGCUAUCCACAGCCCACUGUGACCUGGCACAAGGAGACGAUCGAGCAGAAGACCACCAAGUCGGUAACCAUUGAGACCACGGAGACCACUUCCACCUACACGGUAAAGAAGGUGACCCGCGAACAAUCCGGCAAGUACAAGGUGACCGCCACCAAUGAGUCGGGCACUACGUACGUAGAGUGCACUGUUCAGGUGAUCGAUAAACCCAGCAGACCCCAAUCUCUGGAGAUCAAGGACAUUAAAAAGGACUCCAUUGUCCUAGAGUGGACCCCACCAGUCGAUGAUGGAGGUCUGGAUAUUGAAAAGUAUACGCUGGAGAAGUGCGACGUUCAAAACAAUGUUUGGAUGAAGGUGUCCGACUUUAACAAAGACAUUAAAUCGUAUGCUGUUCAGAAACUGUCGAUGAACGCGCAAUACAUGUUCCGUGUGGUGGCCGCUAAUCCCAUUGGCGAGUCUGAGCCAACGGAAAGUGAUCCAGUUACUAUAACGAAAAAAUUCGAAAAACCAUCGCCUCCUCGUGGUCCUACCACAGUGUCGGGCAUGAACGACACCUCCUUCAAUUUGGCUUGGGAGCCAUCGGAGACCGACGGCGGUUCAAAGAUCAUAGAGUAUAUUGUGGAGAUAAGGGAAGAGACUGAAACCACCUAUCGAUCGGUGGGCGUAACCCUGGGCACUGUGACCAACAUCCACGUAAAGAAGGUUGUCAGGAACAAGGGCUACUUCUUCCGCAUAUAUGCGAGAAACGAGGUUGGCACCAGCGAGGCGUUUGAGACCACGGAGAAGAUUGUCAUGGGCCGCAAAAUUACUAACGAUAAUGAAGCCUUAGCGCCGCCAUCGCCACCUCAAAACUUGAGGGCCCCAGAUGUCACCAGCCGAAGUGUUACAUUGGAUUGGGAGGUGCCAGCUCGCAACGGCGGAUCAGAGAUCACGGGCUAUUGCGUGGAGAAACGUUCCUCAACAUCUACAAACUGGACAAAGGUUAUUACACUGGAUGCUCACCAGCUGCACUACACGAUUGACAAUCUGAAAGAGAAGUGCGAGUACUGGUUCCGUGUGUCAGCGGAGAAUGAGGUUGGAUUAGGUGCACCAGCCGUCACCGAGAGCAUAUCGCUCAAGACACAUGCUACCGUACCCUCACCACCCACCGGCCCACUGGAGGCGCGCGUUCUCGCCGCCAAUGCCCACAUAUUCGAAUGGGGUUUACCCGAGUCAGAUGGAGGUGCGCCUCUGCUCGGCUACCACAUUGCUAUACGUGACAUGAAGAAGACCAUGUGGAUCGAGGUGGGUCGUGUGCCAGCUGGCGUGCAGAAGUUCCAGAUCAGAGACCUGCAGGAGAACCACGAGUACAUGAUUCGCAUAUUCGCGAAGAACGAGAUUGGUCUGAGUGAACCUCUGGAAUCGGAGGAGCCCUACAAGGCUAUGACUGCUGGUCAUGAGAGCCUGCCGGACGAGCCACGCACGGAGAUGAGUUCGUGCAACACCUCCUCGUGGCUGCGUGACCACCACAUGGAUGCGGAUAUCCAUUCGUAUGCCCGCGGCAGGCUGCUUCAACGCGAUGAGUACUUCUUCCGGUUGUGGGCGGAACUGCCCAAGAGCAAAAAGAAGAAGAGCUCCAAAUAGUCGGUGAACGACAACGAAAUAAGAAACACUUUAGUCGUAGGUUAAGCGUAUUUCAAUUGUAUUUUAUAUAACAACAACGCAACGGGGAGAGCCCCCUUGAUUUUCUAGCUUUUUGUACUUUAGUAGAGAUGACGAAUGUGAGGAUGGUGUAAUGUAAUGUGGCAUCCCAUUGAUAGCGAUGCCCACGACCCCCGAUCAAAGAGUGCGAGCGAAGAAUAAACUUAAUGCUCGGGUGCGUGGGCGUGGCUCAAUGCAUCUGGAUGGCCAUUACGCCAUCCAAUUAACGGACAUAAUUUUAGAUUUUUCAUUUGCAUAGAGUUCAUUUUUGGUUUUAUAUUGUUUUACUUGUGCCUUAUUUUUGUAAGCUGUGAUAAAUCUAUCAAAAUCGAAAGCGUCAAACGAAGCAACAAAACACUAAACUGAAUAAAAAUGCCACCGAGCGCCAAUCCAUCGGCAUCGGGCAACGGGAGCCAACGAGCCACAGCCCUCCAAGUCCCAAUGCCAUCCCCAUCCCAGGCAGCGUAACUCAAUAUCCUCUCGGGAGACAAAACAACAAAUGGUGCAAUUCGAUAUGAGUUAUUCCUGGGGAGUGUGCUGCGAGUCGCUGGCUGCCGUUGCCUUUGUCCUGGAUCCGCCUUGGUUUAAAUUUAUGGCAUAGGAAUAUGAGAGAGUAUAUACUCGUGUGUCUUUAAAGUUACCAGAGCUAAAUAAAUAAAAUGUAUAAAA
Messenger RNA from Drosophila mauritiana, 56805 nucleotides. RefSeq names its product titin-like. The coding region runs from base 367 to 56079 and encodes 18570 amino acids. The record is from RefSeq and is a predicted model, not a curated record. The transcript is spliced from 42 exons. Gene Ontology annotation, molecular function: protein binding. Lineage: Eukaryota; Metazoa; Arthropoda; Insecta; Diptera; Drosophilidae.